CGCGGCUGCGCAGAGGUGCCGCCCCCCUCGCCUCACACUUGAGCGAGCGCGCGAGCGGCCUCUGAGGGGAGCGACGGGCCGCCGCUGCCGCCGCCUCUUUCCUCACACGACGACCACCGCGGCAGCGACGAUGGCGGGAGCGGCGGGGCCGAGGGCUUGGGCAGCGGCUGCGUUCCCUGGCAGAGCGGUACUGGCUUCCCCGUCGUCCUCUCCCUCGCCCGUCGUUCUUCUGAGGGACUCGCCGCGGCGGAGGCAGCGCCGCCUCAGCGCCGGGCCCGCCCGCUGAAAGCCGCGGCGGCUCUUCUCCCUCAGCUGCCGGGUCCGGGGAAAGGAGCGAGGGCGGCGCGCUUUCGCCUACCCCGCCCCGCGCAGGGAAGCGGCCGAGCCUGAGAGGAACCGCAGCCAGACGGCGACGGCGAGGAAAGGCGGGCCAUGGGCGCCAAGCAGAGCGGCCCGGCCGCCGCCAAUGGCCGGACCCGGGCUUACUCCGGGGGGGACUUGCCUUCCAGUAGCGGCGUCGGCGGCGCGAACGGGCGGCCGGCAGGCGGCGCGGCGAGGUACACGCACCUGGCCCCGGGAGGGCAGCACCACGCGGGGCCCGGCGGCUCGGCCAGCGGAGCGGCGGUGGCGGCGUCGGCGGCGCCCCGGAGCAGGUCUCUAGGCGGGCCGGGCGCGUCCGGGGCUCGCGCGGCUCAUUCUGCCUUCAACAUCCCCAACAGCAGCGGCCUCUACGGCUCGCAGGACUCGGUCAGCAGCACCCCCGAGGAAGGGGGCAGGGAACGGGCCGCGGCCGGAGGAGGUGGAGGCGGCGGUGCUGGAGGAGGACACGGCAGCGGCGGGCCCCGGCUCGUCAUCGGCUCGCUGCCCGCCCACCUCUCGCCUCACCUGUUCGGAGGUAAAGAGAACGCGGAGGAAUGGCACACGUGUGGAUGGGUGGAUGCGUGAAAGAGAGGAGCGAAAAGGGGAGCGGCGGCGGCCGGGGGUCGGUAGAGCGCGAGGCUCUGAAGGAGAUCAGCGUCGUGGGUUCGAGCACAUAGAUGUUUGCAUUGCAAAGGGGGUUGGGCUGGAUGACCCCCGAGGUCCCUUCCGACUCCUACGAUUCUUACAGAAUGAGAGUUGACAGGAUCGUAGAGUUGGACUGGACCCUGAGGAUCAACUAGUCCAGUGCAGGAAUAUGCAGUUGCCCCUUACCGGAUCGAACCUGCAACCAUGGAUGUAGCCAGGAAUUUUUUUUUGGGGGGGGGCGACCUUUGUUAGGAGUGCCAGAACCUCAGUUAGUUAAGGAUUUUUUCUUGAUUUGGGGGAGCAGCUGCCCCCCCCCAUGUUUGCAACCUUGGCUUCUCAGCACCAUGCUCUAACCAACUGAGCUAGUGCUUAGUCUAGACCAGUGGUUCCCAACCUUUUUUUGGCCAUGCCCCACCUAAGCAUCUCUGAAAUCCUGAUGCACCCCCCCAUAUAAUUCUUACUAUUCAAAAAGUGAACUCCUAUUCAUGUGGAGGAAGCCUAAAAGGCCAUUCACUGUUAAUAACUCAUUCUCAAAUUGCCCCCCUUAAAAAUCAGUGUGCCCCAUGUUGGGAACCAAGAUUCUAGAGCGACAUUUCUCACCCACCCAUGCCCAAAUGUGCUUGAUUUUUGAGAGUAGGGGACUGCUAGUUUGGUGACUGUUAGUUAGGGCUUCCUCUGACUUUGUGCUUGCUGUUUUGACUGUACAUCUUCUCUCUAAACGCCACUGGUGGUAGAGCCACGCUACCCACAUGUGUGUUGUAGGGGAUAGAGUGCUGAACCAUGGACACCCAAGUUGAAAUCCUUGCUCAGCCAUGAAGCUCACUGGGUGACCUUGGGCUAGCCACUGACUCACCACCUGGCCUACCACGCAGGGUUGUUGUGAAGAGGAAAUGGAGGGGGGGGGAGAACCACCUUGAGUUCUUGGGAGGAAAGGUGGGAUAUAAAUGUAAUUGUCAUAGGAUUGUAGAGUUAGAAGGGUCAUCUAGUCCAACCACUUACAAUGCCGGAAUCUCAACCGAAGCAUCCAUGACAGAUGGUCACCCAGCCUCUGCUUGGAAACUUCCAAGGAAGUAGAGUUCCCCACCUCCUGAGUGAGUCUGUCCCACUGUUGAACAGCUCUUACUGUCAGAAAGAUCUUCCUUUAUUUUGAAGUGAAUCCGUUGGUUGGAGUUCCCAGCCUCCUAAGCAGAAUAAAACAAGCUUACUCCCAUCUUCCAUGUGACAGCCCUUUAGAUACUGGAAGGUGGUCACCUCUGUCUCCUCCUUAUCAUGUAAAUGUAUACAGAGGAGUUGUAAGUCCACCUGACAAGCAGUAGCAAGGUUUCUGUUGUGGGGGAUAAGGCUGCUGCUGGUUCCAUAUAUGGUUUGGAAUAAAACCCACAGAAGUCAGUAGGGCUUGCUUCCUGUUCAGUUUGGCCAGGUUUGCUGACUUAACAGCAGCACAGCUCUAUGCAUGUCUGCUCUGAAGUUUCACUGAGUUGAGAGAGACUCGCCCCCCAAGUAGGUGUGCCUAGGAUUGCAGUUUAAGACAGUAAUCCUUCGCAUACAUAGUAGGGAGCAAGGUCCAUGGAAUUUACUUCUCAGCAGAUGUGUGGAGGGUUGUUGUUCUCACCUAAUGGCAAGGUGCUUUGCAUGGAUUUUGCUUGCUAACUUCAUCUGAAGAAUGCUGCAAAGUUUCACUGUUUCAUCGACUGAUUUUCUCCUUUUUGUGCUUCACAUAUAACACAGCGUUACAAGGGUGGCAGGUGGGCAGGGGUGUAUCACAGAUUUUUGCUGCUUCCUGCUUCUUUGAAGUAACUACUGAGAAGUUUUUUCUUAAAUUCAGCAGAUUAGGAAAAUUCUUUUGCUCUCUGACCAGUGUGUGUCUUCUGCUUUGUUGGUUUGGAUUUUAAAAUGCCCUUGAAACAGGAACUGGAAAAACUAACUUUCAGCACUAUACAAUACCGCAAGUAUUUAUUUGGCCCACAACUUCAAUAGCUGUUAGUAGUUCUAUAUUUCCUGCCAACCAUUUAUAUAAUUAGGGCUUAAUUGGAUAAUGUAUUUGCACAUCCAUGCAGUGUAUUUAAAUCUGACCAAAGUCUCUAUUUAGAUGCUGAUGCAAGAAUAGAAGCAGUUUGUUUCUAAUUUUAUGUUAAUGAAUUCGGAGGGUGUUUACAAUUUUUUAUUUUAAAAGAUUUUAUUGGAGUUGCAGCAGAUUUGAAACAAAGUUUCUGUUCAUAGGCAAAAACAUUCAGAUGGGGUAAGAGCAGUUCUAGUAACAAAAGUUGUACACAGAUCUAAUUCUGUAGUGUAAUUAUAUAGAAGUGUAAACUAUUGAAAAGCGGGUAAAAUUGAAGAUAGUGAAAGAUAAAAACUAAUUGUGCCAUUUUACAACAAAAUCUUAUGUGCAUAUAUACGGUACUUGGAAUGAAAUCCAAUUGAGUUCAGUAGGAAUUCAGCUUAAAAAUAAUAUUGGUUUUUAAAAUUUACAAGGUAGCUUGUUAUAAUUAAUAUGACAUUAAUAAGAAUAGGGCAAAUUUUGGUUCCGAAUUCAUGCAGAAAUACUGCAUUUUCUUGCAGCCCUAUCUUUAUAACAGUUCAUCUAGCCUGGGGAUGGGUAACAUGUUGAACCAAAUCUGUAUUUGAUUGUGUCUCUCACUUUUAAUGGUGCUGACCUGUGUGAGGUCUCUAAAACCAUAAUUGUGUGUUGAGGAGUCUGUGAGAAGCCUGUAUGAUAGCAGUCUUCUGUAGGCUUGCAUAGGAGAAGCAGCAAGGUGCUUGUUUCAUCUUGUGAGCAAAUAGGAUGAUGUAAAAUUCAUGAGACAUCCUUUUCAAAACUGUGGGGUUCCUAGGAUAAAUGAUGGUAGGUGCAACUGGCUGGGUCAGUGUUGCAGCUAUGUUUUAGGAAAUACCUCUGAUCAACAUCCUAAUGUCCAGAAUGCUUUCUCUUUUUUUUAGAAAGAGAAAAUAUAUAACCAGAAAAUUAAUAAUAUAAUAUAAUACUUAACCCACCAAAAUUGGGCAGUCUGUAUAGGUAGGCAGUCUUGCUCUGUGCAGUGAGCUGCUUCGUAUUGUAGUGCUUUUGAGUUUCAAGGUUUCCCUUCUAAUAAAACUUUGGAAUGUAAUUCUGUACAUGUAUACGCAGAAGUACCAUUUAAUUCAAUAGGACUUACUCUCAGGUAAGAGGUAUAGGACUGCAGACCGAGGGUUGCUUAUUUUAAUGUAGUAUAUCCUGUGCUUUCCCUGUAUGCAUAAAAUAAACGAUCAAAAUGUAAGAGUUUCAGUCAGCAGCUUUUAUGCUUCUUAGCUUAUAAUAUAAAUGUUUUCAUGUAGUUUUCUGGUGAAUUGAACUGCUUUAAUGAUGUGUAAAUAACUGCUUCUUAGGAUAUCUUGUUACUGGAGAUAUCCUUAUUUUAAAGCUUUUGCUAAGUGGAAUAGGAUUGUUCAAAAGUAGAUCGGAUGAAAAGCCUUUUCAACAUCUGCUGACCACAUACAUGUGACAUAGUUAUUCAACAGAUAGAUUCUAACGUUGGCUGCCUGGCUGUAUGAAGACAAGCAAUUUAGAAUUCCACUUGUGACUGUGGUGGUACAUGAAGGCUCCAAUCUGAUACUUAGGAAUAGAAUUCAAUGUAUAAGUCUCAUUGAACUCAAUUGGGCUUCUGAAGCAACAUGUUUAGGAUCUUACUGUAAGCCUAUGUUCAAAGGAGCAGUUUUAUACAAACUGUUCUAUAAGUAAGUAACUCGUAUUAGAGUGUUUCUGUCAGAUUAUUAUUUUCUGCAUUGAAUAAAAGUUCUAUAAUUUUCCUCAAUGUGUGUGGAGCAGCUUUGUCAUGGAGGAUUCCCCGUUUCAAGGGAUGAGUGUAUGGAUGUUUGUUUUUAAAUUUCAGCUGGGAAUGGGAGGGGCAGGGGGCACUGCUUCUGACUACUUAGAAUCAGCAGUAUCUUGUAUCAAGGGAAGUUGUAGUGCUUUUCUACAUAUUCACAGGUAUUGUGAUUACUGUAUGAGUAUAAUUGUGCAAGUACCACAAGCAUAUGCUCAUGCUUUUUAUGGAACUUCACAUCUUGUGAUUUAGAUGUUACAGCACCCAUGUGAGCACUCUGAAAAGCACUUCCUUUUUGUGGAAACAGUAGCAUUUUAAUGAAACUGGUGCCCUAGUACUAACAUUUGUACAAUAGCAUAGCAGUGCCUAUUCCCUGCAAGGGAGUAAGAACGAAAUAGGCCUUUAAGCCUUCCUUAAAGAGAGCAAAUAAUUGAAGUUAUGCAGGGCUUUUAGAAGAAAUAGAAUUGGAAAAUUUUCUAACGCCCCAAAGAAUGAUCUAAUUUAGCAUCCUUAUUUUACAUGUAUUUUAUCAGCAAAAGCUACAAAGUUUGAAACUGCUAAGCUUUCCUAAAAUUUAUUUGCAGUUGGCAUCUAUUCAUUGUUGCUAUUGAAUAUAAGAAUCAGAAAAUUUUCCGCAGAAAAGUAAAGGACUGGAAAUAGUUUUCACUCCACGUCACAGAAAAAAUGUAUUCAGAUAAGAUAAAACUGCAAGUUUUCCCAAAAUUUUUUUUAUUGAGUUCUUCUCAUUCUAAAUAAUAGUAGGAUUUUAACUUUUUAUUCUAAUUAAACAGUACCUUUAUUAAACUUUUGUACCCUUGUGUAAAGGAGAUGUGAAAGAAUCCUAAUGGGAAUAAUGCAUUUUACACUUGUUCUGAAUGGGAGUAUUAACCUAUGGAAUAAUUUUCAUCAAUGUGUAAAAUAAAUCAGCGCCUUAUAUGUCUUAUUCUUUGGGACCAAUAUGAUAAAAACAGUUUGUACUUUCAGUAAGUCAGAGGGCACAAGAGUGCUCUUUUAGUUAAGGCUCUGUCAUCAUAAGCCUCAAAAUUCUAUUGCUCAUAAAAAUGACAUCUUGAUGUAAUAACUUGAAACUUGAAAUAUAGGGAAUACCUGGUGAAGUGUACAAAUGUGCCAAGGUUAAAACAGAUCCAACAAAAAUUUCCAGAGGUACAGCAAGUUUAAAGGUGCUGCAAACUGACAACUUACUGUUUACUCCAAUUUUCAAACAGGCAUAUCAUUUCUUUCCAAUUUUGGUGAAAACUGCUGACAUUCAGAGCACUGAGGGAAGCACACUAUUUCAUUGGUUUGGUCAGGUUAUUAAGCUUUUCCUGCUCCAUUAAACCUAUGGCAGCAACUGCUGGCCAAGUUACAGUGCAUGCUGAGAUUAAUUCUGAAGUGAUUCCCCCCACCAGACUUCAGUGUUUGCAAACGGAGUCGUCUAGUGGAUGCUAUGUGCAAUGCCUUUUAUUUGUGGAGUGUGGCAAGGUGGUGCAGUGGUUAGACUGUAGUACACAAGGGAGAGACCUCCUGGCUUGCUGGAGCUGCUGGACAUGUUCAUGAUUUUUCCCGGUUUUUAGCAUAUAACUGCAGGGAUGGUGACUCUGGCACUGUAUCUCUCUGAGAUGCAUGCCAUGCCAUUCAUUGUGGGUUAAACCACAGAGCCUAGGGCUUGCCAAUCAGAAGGUGGGCAGUUCAAAUUCCCACGACGGGGUGAGCUCCUGUUGCUCGGUCCCUGCUCCUGCCCACCUAGUAGUUUGAAAGCACGUCAAAGUGCAAGUAGAUAAAUAGGUACCGCUCCGGCGGGAAGGUCAGCGGCAUUUCCGUGCGCUGCUCUGGUUCGCCAGAAGCAGCUUAGUCAUGCUGGCCACAUGACUUGGAAGCUGUACGCCGGCUCCCUCGGCCAGUAAAGUGAGAUGAGCGCCGCAACCUGAGUCGUCUGCGAUUGGACCUAACGGUCAGGGGUCUCUUUACCUUUAGAGCAGAAUGAAGGCAGAAAGGGCAGCACAAAGUUUCAGGUCUCCAGGUUUGCUUUCCAGGUGGUGAGAGAAGGAGGUGGAGGGAUCAUUGCCUUACACCGCCUUUCUGCAAUGUAAGGGCUCUCAUUCCCACCCUAUGUUUAUGUUGGGGUAGGACAAGAAAGUAUGGAUUGGGGGCCUCAUGCUGCCUUUCUGAAGGCAUAAAUGCAGUAAGUGCGCCCUGUUCACUGUUUCCUUCCAUUGUGGUGGGGAAAACACGUGAAGGUCUUACACUUGGGCCUUACACUGUCAAGCUCUGAUGCUCCAUAAGGUGAUACAGGACGAGGACAAUGUGGAGCAUCUUUGCUGGUCUCAGGCACUUGUACCUUCCCCAUCUGGAUUUGGGCCAGAAAGACCAAUAAGUGGUUUGUGCAUGGAGACUAAGUUGUAAGCAAGCAAGCACAGUUCUUGACAUUGCUCAUCAUCAUUGAUGAUGAUGGAGCAAGUCUGUUAAAGCAUUGGCUUUAGCUUCUGAUUUACCAGCUUUUGGGGGCUUGGCCAGUGUCAGAUACACUCAACUCUGCGUUUAAACUGACAUAUUUUUGAAUGACAUUAGGGCCUGUAUCCUAUGCUGUUCAGAAGAGCUUCACCUUUCUCUCGACUUGUCUAUACCGCUCUGUGUGCCCCCCAGAUUUUUGGGAGGGAGAAGUCUUGUUGAGCAAGCAGAUGCCACAACAUUGCACAUUGGAUUCUACCCUGCAUCUUUUGCUUUAGUAAUUGCUUUGGGUUUGUGCUACGGGGUACCGAACAGUAAUGUGCUAUUCAGCAGAGGACUGCAGCUUUAGAAAUUUCAUUUUCUUUAAAAUGGAAAUGGCAUUUGACUAUUCAGACUUGAGUUCUUCUUAUUUUUGUGUCAUUCCCUACAUUACCUUUGCACUACAAUGUAAAUAAGCAGUGUUGUAAUUUUAAUCACAGGAUUUUAUUGUACUGCUUGUUUUUUACACAUGAGCUUGCAGUAAUUCAUAUGGUAAUAAAAUUGUCUUGGGGGUGAGUGAGUUGGAGGGCUGCUUUUAACUCACCCAAGCUUGACUAGGUGGGGCUCCCAGUAGUUGCCUUGCAUACUGUGAACAUACUUCUGGUACAUACUGUUUUUGAAAGCUGGAGUCAUAAAUUAAGUGUUCUUAUUUUUUAAAAAGGCGUUAUGCGACUUGGACUUUGAUUCGCAUUGCAGCAUUAAGUAAAAGGUUUGCUAAUUAGACAGUUAACUUAAGUUGCUUAUAGGGUUGGUGCUGAAUUAAUUGUUUCUGCAGUUAAUGUUGAGUUUGACUGCAGUUAAUUUGUGGUUUACUUUCUGUAAUUACUGUAAAGAAAAAGAAAAAGAUUUAAAAACCAAUAUUUAAGCCUAUAUGUAACUGAAACUAUGAUAUGAGUAGCUGCUUCUGUCAUGAGAGUUAUUUAUUUUAUUUCUGCCUAAGAAAUAUUUUAUUUCUAAGACUUUAGGAGGAUAUUUUAUUUAUUUAUUUAUUUUAUUUCUAAGACUUUAGGAGGAUAACUACAGCACUAUUUUAAAAUGUGACUAUUUCAAGUCUCCAAAUGAUUUGAGUUUUAAGUUUAUGAGAAGAUAUGGAUGGAAGACCUGGAGGAAUCAAGCAAGAUAGUAUUCAAAUUAUAGCAGUGAUCCAAAGCAUUGUGGGAAGUGUGGUGUGCCCCCCCCACUUUUUAAAUUGAUAGACAUGCAUGCACUAAGGGAGGAAUUACUCUUGUUGACUUGGGGGAAAGUGUGAUGUCUUCUUCAUCUCCUCCUUGUUCAUAUAAAGGGCAGCAUGGCAACAGUGGCUAGAUUCCUACUCAGUCCUAAAACUUGCUGAAUGACCCUGGAUAAUGCUGAACUAGUCCACUAUCUUUCAGCUUAAUAUACCUUUCAGAGCUGUUGGAUAAAAUAGGGGGCAAUAUAUAUGCUGCCUAGAGCUCCUUGGAGGAAAGGAAGGACAUAAAUUUAAUAAGUUUUUUUAAAACAAAAUGAGUUAAUGUUUUUCUUUUAUUAAAAUAGAGUCUUGAUUUCAUACAUUGAGAGUGCUACUGUAGAAAGCGCUCCAGAUGGAUUUUGUCAUAUUGACUGUACUGGCUCUCAUUCUAAGUGGCUUUGGCAAACUAUUAUGUGUUAAAAGAUCUGUUAAGGUAACACUUUUCUCCUUUCACCAAAUUUCCUGUUCUUCUCUUCCCCCUUAAAAAAAUAUCCAUGGAUGCUAAAACUGCUUAUUUCAAAAACUAAAAAUCCUAGGAGGUGGAGACAGAAGCACUCCUAAAAUAUUUUUAAAUUUUAUCUAAUGGGAUUUGAGUUACUUGGCAGUGCAGAUAUUUUGAGAAGUUAGAAGUGAACUACUUUCAUCCCAAUCAGAAGAAAUAUAGGUGCCUAUUUAUGAGUGUGGAAAAAGUCAUGGAGAUGUUAGAUUCGCCCCCAGUGAUUGCUAUACAGGUGGUUGGAUUCAUGUAUGUGUAGGUAUUACCUUCUGUGUUGGCCUAGAGUCUAAAUUAGAGAAGAGUUCUAAUAGAGUGGCAGCUUUGGGGAAAUGCAAAAACCUCAUAUGCUUGCCCUAGAGCAUAAAAAGCACAUUUUCAAUUCUGGUGUCCUCUCUGUGGAAUCAACCCUGCUCCGCCCCUGUAUUAAGGCAAGCAAUAACACUUAAAUCACUUCUGUCCUUGCCAAAAACUCACUUAUUUUUUCAAGCCUUUGCUGGCCAUUUAAUACCAGUUUGUUAAUGUCAUGUCUGCCCUGGCCAAUUGGCUGCUUUUUUGGUAUAUAUAUAUAUUUUAACUGUUCAUUGCCUUGUGAUUUCAAAUGAAAGGUUGUAUAUAGAAUACACGAACACAAACGGAUGUUGACACUAUGUGUUUGUCUCUAUUCCUGCCUUUUAUUAUAUGAAAUGAAAAUAAUAGAAUACAUAAAUGUUGUUUCAGACAGUAAAAUCACAAUUUAAGAUGGCAGCAAAUGCUAUCAUACAUACCUUGAUCUAAAGAAUGGAAGAAUCCCUACCUACUCUCAAAAGCCUACAGAAGUGAGUGUAACAAUUUUGCCAGCAGGACUCACACUAAUUUAAGAAAUGGAGAUGCAGGGAGAAAGCAUAUACCUGUCUUUAUGUGUGCCUGUUUGUUCCCUGUGAGCGAUGAAUGAAGGUCCUUGUUGGAGCUAGGAGUGCCACUUCCUUUAUACUCAAAUUUUAGGCUUCCUUUCUACUCGUUUGGUCAAGUCAUGCCAAUGGAGAGGGGAAGUGGAGACCUUGUGAUAAGCAGCUAGUUUAUCUCAGAAUUUCCUGCCUGCUUUUCACCUCACCCAUCUUGCAAAUUAAGUGUUUGAAUGAAAGUCAUCCUAGUGGGCUGUGGCUGGACUGGCUAUCUUGUGUCUUCUCUCUGCCUGACCAUUACCUAGAUGGGCCUCCAUUUGCAAAACAAGAAAUAUCCUUCAACAAAUAAGAACUUUCCAUGUGCAUACAAAGACUUAAGUUUGGAAAUAAGUUGUGUGAUGAAGAGGUUUUGUGCGCCUCCUUGCGAGUUUUCACACCAGUGUACUUGCCUAUGUAGGAGACACUAAUUCUCAGUUAGACGUUCAAGAAAAAUCCUGCAAUCUUUUAAAGUUGAAAUGUUCCAGGAUAUUGUUCUGAGAACUCAAGAUAGACCAAUGAAGAAAAGGAGUGGAGCUGAAAUUAAAUUAUUUAAAUAGAUAAGCAGAUGUGUUAGGAAUUCAAAUAGAUAAGACUAUGUGUGGUAGAAAGGAAAGAGACAGGACCUUAGUUUUUAACUAUGUAAGAAUGUUAUUUUUGCAAUUGGCCUGGCUGUUUAAAGGCACAAUUACAUAAAUCCUAAUAAGUGAAUUUAUAUUUUGUGAAUAUGUUAUGUUUUAAGAAACAUUGUGUAUAGGGUGGAGUGGGACUGGAAACAUGAAGGCCAUGAAACCAUUGUUCAUUUUUGACAUCUGGAAUUCCUGAUAAAUUCUUUAAAAUUAGGUUUUUUCCCUAUUUAAUGUUACUCCUUAAGACAUGGUUGAAGACCCAAGCUAAAUUCCUUUUAAAUACAUUUUUUUAUCUCACUUGACAUAAAUUAGAAUAAUUCCCACAAAAUUGUAGUUCAUGAAAGAGCAUUUAGCCUAAUUUAUGUCCAAAGUGCUUCAUAUUUUGCCUGUCGCUGCUUUCAGCAUAUGCUCAAUAUGCUGUGCAGUUCUGAGUCACUAUUUUUACAAUACUGUAUUUAAAGUUAUUUUUUUUCCUUCUAUGGAAGCUUCUGUUGGAGACAAUUAAUUGAGUUGCUUUGGGGAACUGUACUCCCAAACCAUCAAAUAGUAGAUUAUUGUCUCUGCACAAGAAAAUCUGUUUCUAGUAAAAAAUGAUGUAAUGAAAAUAUUAAUAUGGGCAUGCUUAGGUUUCUGUGGGCUCCUAAAACCUGUAAGACCUCACACUGGUUUGUCAGAAGCUUUCCUUAAAUUAGUAAACGUUUGUGCCAUUUACUUAAGCACAUCUUUGUAUGUUUGAGAAAAGCUAAAGUAAACCUGGUUUGUAACCUAAAUUGAAGCACUGCUGCUGAAACCAGUAUUUCUGGAAAAGACAGGAAAUGUACUGGAAAAUACUCUGGGGUGUGGGAGCUUUGAUCCUGGGUUCCUCUUGUGUCAGAUAGAAACUAUUGCACCAUAUUUGAGUGCUUCAUCUCUCCUGUCAUCUUAGAAAUGGACUUGCUUGGGAGUGGUUCUCUUCUUUCUUCCAUAUGCAGCCCAGAUACCUAUUAAGUCUUGAAUAGUUCAGUGUAAAUAGGCUUUGGAGGGGUAGGAGCUGAACUUCCUUAAGGCCUUAUUCACAUGUUGUUUUAUAGGGUCCUCAAAACAGUAGUUAUUAUGAUUAUAACUGUCGUUAACAUCAGUCUCUCUGAAGUUUCCAUCAAUUUCUCUAGGUUUAAGAUGCUUUUGCAGGGACCACUUUUAUCCUUCACUGAGUUGUUAAACUCUUGUGUUUUAAUAUUGAUCCUUCUGGGCUUUUGUUCUUACACCGGUAAAGAAGUAUCAAUUAAAAGAACUGUUCUCAUACAACUUUCUGUCCUGGUGUGCACUCUUCUUAGACUAGUAAGAAAGAAGGAUAGGUGUAGUUUAGGAGCCAAGAACUAAUGUACCCAUCUUUUUUUGUCUACUGCUGUGGCUGAUAGACUGCCAAUGCCCAUUUUGUGUUUCUGCUUCUUUCAUAUCUACUUUCUCCAUACAUACUGAUCCCCAUGCUGGAAAAGGGCAAUAAGGCAGACUAUCUAUCCUACUGGGUUGUAGCAAAACUCCAUGGAUGUUGGAGACAGGGUGAGAGAGUUGGCUUUGGUCUCUUACUAUCAGCAGUGUUGCUUGCUGUCACUCUGUAGUAAGAAGGAGAAGUUUCUAAUUUCAGAACCCAACAUUUUUGCUAUGUCCUGGCCGAAGGGAAUCCUGCACACAGAUCCUCCUCUCCCAUUCUGGUAUCUACCUUCAUCGGGAACUGAAGUAAAUAUCAUAAAUAGUGUGUUAUAGUGCUAUAUUUCAAACUGUUUGAAUUCCUCCAUGUGGAUAAGGCAGAACAUCACGUGCAUACUUUCCGGUUACAACCUCUUUAACUGGUUCUUCACAGUACAGUAGGUCCACAUCUUACGCUUCUUUUUCUUACAUAAUCACAGCUUUAGAUGAAUCACAAAUAAAUACAUAGUAAAGAGGAGGGAGACCUUAGCUUAUCGGGCUCUGGAGGCUCUCGCAAGAUAUUGCGGGGCCAUCUGAAGGGUUUUCAUUCACAGAAACAGCUUUCUAAGCCAUGCGCCUUGCCUACGGGGCUCUCAAGUGGUAGUACAAGGCCCUUGUGGGGCCGUCCGAGACGUUGUGAGAUCUCAAAUGGCCGGGACAGUUCCUGGGUUCAUUCUGACUUUGCAUGCUUUUGCCUUUGUGGACUCCCGGACAUAACCCCAGUGCUCUCCAGGUGUUGUUGGACUGAAGCGCCUGUUAGCUCCAUCCAGCAUGGUCCAGUGGGUUAAGGAUGGUGGGAGAUACAAGGUCCAACAACAUCUGGGUCCCCCCACGAUGGGGUGGUUGGUCUGCAGGUUCAACUUGCAAGUCUUCUAAGCACCCUUGCAGCUGUAUUAUGAGGAAGUCACUGUGGGCACUUCCUGGCUGUAUGUUUAUGCAUGGAAUGUGGCAGAGGAUAAGGAUUGUGGAACGCAUUCUGCAUCUUGGGUUACCAGAGACCUAAUGGUAAUGAAACAAACUGGAUGACAAGUAGAGUGCAGGAUGUAGAAGAUGUGCUGCAAAACUGACUGAACAUGAGUGAGAACACAGAGCCGUGCCUACUGCAUAACAGUGAAGAUGGUGAAGAACACCCACUUUUCUGCCUUCUUUGCAUCCUCAGUGGAAUUUUGUUUUGUUUUGUACUCUUUGGGGUCUGCUUAUUUCUGAUCCAGGCAGUGGAAUUCUAGAUCCUGUGGGAUCCUGCUGUUAUUUGUUUGCAAGACAAUUUGAGGACUGCCCUUGAGGCUGACCCAGAAGCUGCAGUUAUUGCAAAAUGUGAUGGCUCGACUGCUCAUUGGAGUGGAAUAUCAUCAUCAUAUUACGCUACUGCUGAAAGAAUUGCACUGGCUGUCAUUUAGCUACCAGGCUACUCAAGGUGGCAACAUUGGUGUACAAAGCCCUGUACAGCCUGGUACCAGAAUAUCUAAAAGAUUAUUUCAUCCCCUACAUACUCAACCUAUCACUGUGUUCUGCAGGAUAGGGCAUCCUUCAGAUAUCAUCCUUAUCAAGAGGUCCAUUCUGCACAAUGUCUGAAUCAGGCUUUUAGUGUGGGCACACCUACCUUCCCAUUCUAUAUCAGACAGGUGAUAUGUCUCUUUGGUGCCUGCUAAAUACAUUCCUCUUUCAAGAAAGCUUAAAAAACACCCCAGUUGGCAUCUCUCUUGGAUUUGAAUUGAUUUUAUGUAUGUGCUAUUUCUAGUUCAAUCUGUUUUGAAUAUGUUAUACUGCCCUGCAAAUUGCUGCUGAAUGCCUCAUGGGAAAUGAGUAAAAAAAUGAAAUAAUAAGGAUUUGGCUCUAUGACAUUGUCAGUGUGGUUUCCCUUUAUGCCUGGAUAAUGUGUAAAAUGAUCCAUUAUAAGAAAACUUUUUUUUUAAAGCCAAACACAACAAAAUAAGAAUGUGUCAUGUGCAAGAGAGUAAAGGAUUAAGAUGUGUGCUCUGAUACAAGGGUUUGUCAGCAUUAAGAGAAGAACUGCUUAUUAAAAUCUGCUGAAGGGCAGUACCACAGAAGUAUUGAAGUAAUUGCUCCUGCUAAUGACUAAAAUGAAAAGGAGAAUAAAUUUCUUCCUUGAGGAUGUUUCAUUUUGGGGGAGAGUUAAAUAUUUUUCCUACUGUGAACAAGAGCAGACAUAACUUCUUUGCAACCUUCAGCCCACCUUUCCCUCCAGGGCCACGAAGCAUUUCAUUCCUCUACCAUUUGCUUUGGUUGUGUCAGUCAAGAUACUGAACGCCCAAGAUUUGUGUUAGGGCUUCUGUGCUAUAUCUAUUUCAUGACAACCACAAUACCAGCUAGAUUAUUAAAAGUUCUGGUUACCGAUAUCAUUAACUUUUUCUUUUGAAUUGUGCACCUGGUGCUGUCUUCUCAUCACAUCGAAACCAAGGGAGGUGUAUAACAGAACUGCCUUAUUUCAAGAGAAUGCCGUGAAACGUCUGAGUCGAGUUCCAGUCAGUAAUAGAAGGAUGCAUUGUCAUUUUCCAGAAUACUUAAGUCCAUAGAGACAAAUCAAAAGAAAACUGAAAGUUUAAUUUGUACAACUAGGACAGUAAGGGAGGAAGCUGAAGCAUUGGAAGUUGGUGCAUGCAAGCUAUUGAUAUAUAUUUCUAUCUGUCAUGGCAGGAAGAAUGAAAGCUGUCAAAUAGAGUGGUAUCACAUACAGCACUGGUGUCCAAAUUUUUUUCAAAGAGGGCCAGAUUUGAUGAAGUGAAGGGCCAUGAGGGCCGACCAAGGGGCCAACCUUUUUUUAGGAUUGAAGUUGUUGAGGGUUUUUAAAGGAUUUUACCCCAGGAGAAAAACUGCAACAGGGGCUGGAUUAAACCGACUGGCAGGCCAGAUUAGGCCUCCAAAAUGGACUUUGGACAUGCCUGACAUACAGGGACUAUAUCUCCAGAUGGCAUAGAAUCCCUGCCGUGAAACAAUGGUGCUGGACUGCUGUUUACAUCUUAUGGAAGCUAGGAGUGAAUCGCUUAUUCGGAUUGCCCUAGAAAGCAUCCUAAAUGCAUUUGAAAGCAUGGCAAUUGGCACAGAUGGUCAGAUGCAAUCUAAAAAAAGUCACCACUUUUUUUGGCAUAAGGCGGAAUAGCAAAGCAGAAUAGUUGACUACAGUACGUGGAAGUUCCUUGUGUUUACACCUACAGAGACUACAAUAAAGCUGAAGCGUAAAUAAUGCUAACCUCGGUUUGCUUCUGUUUAUGGAGGAAGCUGUGUAACCUUGCUGAAUUUCUUAUUCUACACUUUAUAAACCUGGAGAUGAUCUCCAUUCAUGUUCUGUUUUUCAAGCUUCAUGAGUAAAAUCCUCCCUAAUUAAAAUUACUGCUUUUGAAGGCUGACUUGGCAUGAUUCAGAAUGGUGAGGUUUGUCCCUGUGCAAUCCCUGCCUCUUUAAAGCACUCUCAAUCUUAUCUAUACAAAACCUUACAGGGAAAAAUGCAGACGUAAUUUAAAAAAUAAAAUUAUUAUACUGCAUUUAUAUAGCUGCCCCUUAACAGUUUUGCUCUUCAUGAGUUUGUUCAUUUUUGUAGGUCUUGUACUGAAUACAUUUUCUUAUUGUGUACUCUGGGGGGCGGCGGGGGGGAAUCAUCUUGUUGUUAAAACAUAUAUACCCGAAUGGUAUGGAGAAAUUGCACAUAUGCAACGUUCUGGCCUGUCAUUUUUUUGAUUGAGGGGCAUUGUUUUUCAAAAUCUUUUUCCUGCAGAAGCCCUCUUCUAAUCCUACAAGUGCCCUGCCCUUUUCAUUUCAUGCCUCCGCAUGUUGACAAGGGAGUAACAAAUAGUUUAUACCACUGAAAUUACAUUUGGCUAAGAUUUCUUUUAGGCAAAAAUUUUGCAGCACAAAAUAUUUCUCAUGCAAAAUGCAGCACUGGAAGAAAAAGUGAACCCUGACACAACUCAAGGGACAAGUGCUGACUCACUCUUUCUCUUCUCUCUCUCUCUGUUACCACUGAAGUUCAUGCGUUCAAAGUCCAGUGGGGUUUACUGAUCCGUAGAGCAUAAACAGAAGGUGGAAAGCAGUCAGUAAAGCACAUCCUUAACCUGUAAGUCUUUAACUUUGUUUCGCAAGGAGUGCAUCAGUUUUUUAUACUACUGGCCUCAGUACGUAUUUGCAUUGGUGCUUUUCCAAUAAUACUGCUGUGCCGGUUCCACCUAUGUUUAUAAAUAGUUACUGUAGGGAAUGACUAGAUAAAGCAGGUGUUCUGUUCCUGCAUUUCAGAUACUUGUGGUUGAUUGAAAUAUGUAUGCUAGUUAUUGGCCAGAAAGUCUGUAGCUGCAGGCACUGAUGGAGACUGGCAUGGGAUGUGUGUUCCAGAAGCUGAUUGUUUCAUUGUAUGUGAUGAGAGGUGGUUUUGAGACUUCAUGACCAAGUUGUACCUUGGAAGUCAAAUGGAAUCCAUUCCAGAAGUCCGUUCGACUUCCAAAACAUUCGGAAACCAAAGCUUCUGAUUGGCUGCAAGAUGCUUUUAGCUGCUUGGAAGCAGGUGAACUAGCAAGGUUUGUGGGGGUUUUUUGGCAGUGUUGUUGUUUUUGUUGUUAGAAUUAAUAUACCACCCUAUACCCGGAGGUCUUAGGGCCAGUUGACAGAAGAGAGAUAAUUUCCCAUUGGAAAGACUCCAAAGGACUCUGGUUAUUUCAUGGUCGGAUUGCUAGCUCCUGAAAGCACAAAAUCUUGCUAAUUCUAUGUUCCACUUGCUUACAUUAGUUAAACUGGUCACUUUACCAGGCAGACAGAACAUUCAACAAUAUCAAGUGGAAUACUUUAAGAGGUGGAGAGGUGCCCCACUUAAUGUCCCUUCUCCCCCCUAAAAAGUUGUGACAUGGCACUUUUCUGGUUGUCUUACACUUUAAUAGGAAAAUACUGGAAUAUAUAUGCAGAAUACACACACACACACACACACACACACACACACAGAGGGAAUAUAUCAAUAUAUAUUUUGAGAUGAAUUUUUAAAAUCUGCACUUUGAGUCUACAUUGGCUUACAAGGUGUUUUGUGUGUGUUUGUUCUGCUGCCCCACCCCCCAUAUAGCCUACUUGGCACUGAAAUCAAAGCCAAGAAAACGUAUUGUCACUGCACCUAGAGCAAUUGCUGUACUAUAUGCUUCACCAACACAGAUUUCUUCUUUUCAGUUUCAGUGAAAUAUGUUCGCUGCUUUUUGCAACCACGUACCAGGGAACAAAAAGCAGGCAUAUAGGGUCUGUUAUGGAUGGGACAGUUAUGUGAUUUGUAGCGUUUUCUCUUCAAAACAUUUGCAAGUAGGAGCUGGAAUAUCUCAGUUGUCACUCUAUUUUGAACAGAAUAGUUUCAUGUAUAGGAUCUCUGACAGAGGUUUCCUCUGACUUCUAUUUAAGAUCUUUUAGUUGGUAAUGUUAAAGACUGAUUCUGAAACCCCUUGGAUGCCAAGCAUAAGAUUUUGUCACAGAGGAUUACAUGUGCUUGUCCUUCAUAACAAGCUGCAGUAAGUUUGUGUGUCAACAAGGUGCAAAAUGUAUUGUUCAAAAUGGGCCUUUGGUGAAAGCCAGACUCUGGGUGUUUUCCUCAGAGGUCUGCCCUUUGCUUCUCUGUAGUGAGCUUCCAAGCGCUAGAAAGUAUUCUAAAAUGCAUUUAAUGGGUUCUGAACCAAGUUAUUUCCAAGUAUACUUUUCAGCUGAUUGGGAUAACUACUGAUGUUACUUUUUCUCAUGGCUAAUUCUUCUGUGCUUGGGGAAAGCACAUUAUUAAUGAAGUGUUGGUAAGAUAGACCUCUUGAGAACCCAGUCAGAUGCAUUUGAUGCUAAAGUCAGUUUAAUGUAUACAUACUUUUUAAUGAAGAGUUAACUCCUUUCAAUACAGGGAUAUACCUAUACAAAGAAGUCCAAUAGAAUCUGCAGUGACCGCAGCGUAAAAAUAAAAUAAAAAUCCUACCAAACAUCAGAGGUCAUCCUAUGGGCCAUCUAUAUUCCAAAAAUGCAGAAACUGUAUAAGGACAGCUAUAAUAUUGCAAAGGCAGUGUUAAACUUUUAUCUGUUAAUUUUUUUCUCAUGCUUCUUUUGAGUUAUGAAAUCAGAAUCAUAAAUUAGUUAAAUAAGCAAAUAAGAAAUGGUCACACUGUAAAUUAAGCGGGAAAACACUCACAAAUGGUUGAUGAAUUGAGCAGGUUAGAAUACCACAAAAUAAUUUAUGUUAUCUAUUUCUUCUUUUGAUCUGAAAUGGAUUAAAAUUCUGAUUUCCCCCAGGAGCCAGUUCUUCAACAUUUUUAAAGUAGUUGUGUUGACACUCCUUAAGCACUUGUAUGAGAAAAUAAAUUGAUCCUUAUAUAGUACACGUUGUCUGCUUCCUCCCCCCCCCCCAAUAAAUUUAGUCUCAAACGAUUGUUAUUGAAGAUUGCAUUUGCAUCGGGUACCUGAUGCUGUUUUCCUGCUUAGCAUAUGCCUUUAGCUCCGCAACAACCACAAUAUGGAGUAGGCCUUAUUUGCAUUUUGGCCCUGCUUCAUUCAAAACUCCUUUACCCUGUGUUGUGCUUUACAUAUUCUGCACCAACACACGUAACAAAAUAGUGAAUGUAAAGAGGUCAAGUGCUGCAUUUUGUAGCUACUUCGUACCUUUGCUGAUAUAAAAUGAAACGUGCUAGCCUAAGGGCCAGCCUUAACAUUAGUCAUAGUGAGGCAAUUACCAGUGUGCACAAAAAUACAGGAUCAAUCACCUGAACUCCUUGGCUAUUCGCUUCUGUUAAAGAUCAGAACUAUGUGUGCCACGAGCUUGUCAUGCACUCUCUAAGCUAGCCUGCUUCCCUUGGGUACACUGAAGGAUGCUGUCCCAUUGCCAGUGUUGAAUCAAGAUUCAGCUGCCAGCCCAGUCAGCUUCUGUCCAUGGAAUGGAAGGGGCAGCUUCGUUCUUUGCCUCAGGCAACCAAAUGUUUUAGGCCAGCCCUGUGCAGCCAGACUGUUCUACUGCAUGUAGUAAUGAACUUAAGUGGGAUAACAUUUCUUAAGAAAUAAAGGUAUAAUGCUAAAUACAUUUUCAAGUGACCUUGGUUCUCUUUUAUUUCUGUUGAAAGAGUUUUGUGGUACCUUAAAACUAACAAUUCUUUCCCCUGGUGUAAGCAUUCAUGGAUUAGGGUCAAUUUCAUCAGACAAAUAUUUUGUUUGCUGCUGCAGACAAAUAGAGCAGCCUCUCUGGUAAAUAAAUACAGUACUUUACCAACUUUCACUAGCGUAUGUUUUUUCUUUGUUGUGUUAGCUAAAACUUGCUGCGGGCUCUGACAGUUCCGUUUCCUCUUUCCCUUUAGCGAUCAAACUUGGUACAAAAACAACUGCUAUCAGUGGAGAUGCUUGAUUCUUAACUGUCAGUUUUACUGUUGUUUGUUACAACUUACUUAAAAAUAAUCUAUGUAGUGCUUGGUUGUAAGGGAACCUUAAAGUGGUUUACACAAAAUACAAAAUGAAACAUUAAAAUUAUCAAUAGACAUUCAAAAGAUGAUUAAAAUCAAUAGUAACUGAAAAGAAAUAAAACACAUGAAACUUAUAAAUGUCUUCGAUUUAAGCAAGGGCCAAAAAAAGAAAAGGAAAAUACUGCAAAGGGGCUGCUUUCUGGGUGGAAUGGGAGGAAACUGGUGGAAAAGCACUGUUAGGCCGAUUUGUUCAUUAGUUAGGGAGCUGUUUCCUAAUAGGCUCGAGUAAUGUGAGCUCUGAUUAUCUGUAAGAGGAGCCAUUUGGUGUGGGACCAGACAGUGGAGAAGAAGCUUCCAUGCCAUCCUGGUAAUGCAUGAUACAGCUGUUCUUCCUUUACUCACCAGAUAGAGAGUGGAAGUUGGCACUCUGUUGACUGUGCAGUGCAAAUGGAUGGGUGUGCAUCUUACCUUGUGUAGAUGGCUUUUUCUCAGGUAACCCCAUCUUUUUGCCCCCUUUUUCUUCCUCAAGGUUCUUUCUUUAGAGACAUCAGCAUUGCCCUGAUCCUCUGUUUCUGCUCUUGUUUCUAGGCAGCAUGCUGAUGGACCAUCUGUUUUUUGUUUGAGAACUAUUCUCCCCCCCUUGUAUGACAGCUGUGGCUUUAUGGUUAGACUGGCUUUUAGAUAUCUCACAUUAAAGUAGAUAACAUAUCUAUUUUAGAUACCAACAUGGACCUUGGGUAAUUAAAGAAUAUUGAUUUGAAUUACAAAUAAUUGGCAAGAAGGAGUGGGAAAGAAUUGCAUUAUCACCUGUCUCACCUAUGUGAUCAGCUAUGAAAUAUUGUGUUUUGAUUCGACUUUAAAAUUAAGGUUAAAGUUCUUGUUUAACCUACCCUAUUGUUGUUGUUGUUGGCAUCUGUCUCGAGAGACUAUGGCUCACUCCUUCGGGGUGGGAAGUCAAAACUCUGGAGAAUCACAGCGGCUGUUGUGACUGCAGAGACUCAUAACUUGUAACUGGUGUGACUCACGUUAUUUUUGCUGUAUUAGCAGCACUGAAGUGACCCCUUUGGGCCGCAAGCCUUGACAGUGUGUAUGGAGGUCUGGGGCUGCCCAGACAACAAGACGCCCCCCAGCCUUGCUAAUGUCCAAAAGAAAGCAGAGCAAUACAUUUGGCACCAGCUUGGCAACUAUUGAAAAGGCCAACCCUGGAACCAGUGGAUUGUAACAACUAUCACCCAGUUGCAAAUACAUCCUUCCUGAGGAAGGGAUUGAAAGAGUUGUGGCAGAACAACUGCAGACAUACCUGCAUGAGACUGCCUGUCUGGAUCCAUGCCAGUUUGGGUUCAGGCCUGGGUUUGGGAUCAAAUCUGCUUCGGUCACUCUGAUGGAUGACCUUUAUAGAGAGAAGGACAGUGGGAGUGCAAUCCUGCUCCUUCUGCUCAAUCUCUCAACUGUCUUUGAUACCAUGGUUGAAAACGGUAUCCUUUUGGACUGACUCUGUGGGGUGGAUAUUGGUCUCACGGUGCUACGUUGGUUCCAUUGCUAGCUGAAGGAUCAUGAACAAAGUGUAGCAUUGGGAUACAGCUCUUCGGCCCCUUGAUGUUUGCGCUCUGAGGUGUCGCAGGGCACUAUUUUGUCCCCAAUGCUAUUCAACAUCUGUAUGAAGUCAUUGGGAGCAGCCAUGAGGAGCUUUGGAGCCAGGUAUCAGCAGUAUGCUGAUGAUACCCAACUCUACUUAUCCAUUUCAUCUGAAUCAGGGGAGGCUGGAUUACUGUAACACACUUUUUGUGGGAUUUCCCUUGUAUCUGGUCCAUAGACUGCAACUAGUACAGAAUGCAUUAGCCAGGCUCCUCACAGGAGCAAAUUACAGACAACAUGUUACUCUAGUGCUGAGAGAACUGCACUGGUUGCCAAUUUGCUAUCAAACCAAUUCCAAGGCUCCUUUGUGAAUUCGCAAAGCCCUGAACAACUUAGGCAUAAAGUACCACCUGAUCUCUUGUACUCCACCUCAGUCACGGAGAUCUUCUGGGGCUUUUCCAUGACCUGGAAGUUUAGUUGGCCUUCAUUAGGAACCAAUCCUAAUGUGGCAGAUCCUUUUUCGACAGGUUUUCACAAUAUGAUUUUUUUCUUUUUAACCAACAGUAUCUGUUGCAUUUUCAUCGAUGUUUUUAAUAUGUUCAUUGACUGUUAUUUUUUGUAUUUUAUGUUGUAAGCUGCCUUCAUAUAUUUUAUGAGUAGUCAUAGUCAAAAUUCAGCACGUUCCCUUCUAAACCAGAAUUUGCAAACCCACUAAACAGUAGUUUCACAUUUUUGUUAAGAAGCGAGUCUGGAUGCUAUUAAUAAUUUUUAGCAUUGGUGCAGGUGUAAGAUUAAACUAUAGUUGAAUUGGACAAGAGGAGGAAUUUCAUGUUCCUGAGCAUGAUUUCUAACUCACAAACCCAAGUCUGCAGGAGCUAGCACUAUUUCUGCACUAGGCCUGAAGCAAAAAGUUGCAUCAGAACCUGACCUUCACAUUUAUCUAACGGAAAUUUCCAUCACAUAUGUAUGUAUUACAUUCUGACUUUUUUUGUCAUUGAUAAGGUUUUCCUUUCUUUCUUUAUUGCUGCUGUGUUCCUCCAGGAACCAUUAGCUACCGGUAAGUAUUUCAAUUAAAUCAGAUUUUACAAAGUUUUGCCUAGUGAGGACAUUAGACCCUCGCUGACUUCAGUGAAAACUUUGUAUCCGAUGGACACGUCUGUUACCUUGAGUGCUUUCUCAGAUAGUUGCUAUUACCCAGUUGAAGAAAUUGUUGGAAGUAAGAAUAAUCAGGACACUGUAGUCUGUGUUUGGACUUCAUGGUAGACCUUGGUUUAUUGUGAAGGGAACAAGCAACCCUGAGCUUUGGGCUUGCAUGCUCCCCAUCCCCUCUCCUCCUUCAGUUCAUCUUGGUGUCUAUUAGGAGAAGAGAUUGGAAGCUUUUGAUUCCAUUUUUGAUUAACUUCAGUUGUGUGUGUGUGUGUGUGUGUGUGUGUGUGUGUGUAUAUAUAUAUAUAUAUAUAUAUAUAUAUAUAUAUAUAUAUCUGGAAACAGUACAAACAGUAUUGUGAGCAGCUUAAAUUAUGCAAACUGUAGCUGAAGCUGUGGCAGAAAUGGAAGGCUGUGCUAUUUGUGUCAAGCUUUUCAUAGUGAAAGGGGAUGUCCUGCUUGAUUCUCAGUAACAGUUUUCAAAGUACUUUUUAAACUAUUUGUAGGGUGCUGAGGGUUCCCAAGCAGUGUUCACAACAAGUGUGUUGUCCCUGUGGGAUAGCAAAGCCAGUAACAGUGCAUCCUAACUCAUCUUUCUUUACCCCAUAUGCAGUGCAAAAGAAGCCAGUCUAGGCUAUUGAUAGAAAAUACUUGGCAAGCAAAGAGAGAUAAAAAUAGUAAUUAAUCCCUGAAGUCUCAAGCAUCUCCAUGUGUAUAGUGUGUUUGUAUGCUUUUCUCCUUUAGCAUCCAACUGAAGGAAGUGAUUUAUUGUGUAUUUUUAAUCCCUGUGGCACUUUGGUGAAUACUGGUGGCAUGUUAUGUGGUGAAGGCUGCAGUUACUUGUGUUUGAAAUUGCACAAAUGGCUUUACUUUCUCAAUUAAACUCAACAUCUUGUAUUUUAUUCUGUGAACCACCCUGAGAUCUGACGAGGGGUGGUAUAUAAAUUUAAUAAAUAAGAAUGAAAUAAGAAUACUAACAUAAACCUACUGAGUGCCUGAUCAUCGCCAUUAAACUUAUUACAUUCUUUUUUGUAUUGCCACUUAAUAAGCUUCUGGGUAAAGAGAGCAAAUGGAGGUUAUUAGGACGAUCUGAAAACAAGAUGUAGCCCAUCUGCUGAGAAGGCCUGCACUUAUAUAAUGCAAAACCAUGGUUUGUUCAAGCCAUAGUUUAACAAACCACAAGUUAACCAUGAGUCAAACAAUGACUUUUCCCUCCAUUUGCUUUAUAGCUGCUCUUGCCAGAUGCCGUUAUGGCUUGAUGAACAUUUGGGCUGGGAUAGGCAACUGUCAGAUGGCUGUUGCGGUUGCUCGAGAGUAAUCAGCCAGGACUCCAACCUGUCUUUUACAGGCUUUAUUUUGGUGCAAACUAUUUACAGUGAAGAGCCCCAAAGCUCAUGUCUGGCUCAAUCGCUAGCAGAAUCCGGGAGUGGUCAUCUUUUGGACCUCCCCCAACAUAAGAGUUUCAUUACCGCCAGCCUUCUCCUUCCCUCUUUGCGACUUAGACUACUGCGUAGGAUGGGCGAUGGCAAGGGCGUGUUUCCCUCCUGUCCGGCUUGCCCAGGAGUGGUGUUAAGGCUCCCACCAGCAUCCUCUGGUCCUUGCACCUCUUCCCCACCGGAGGUGGGGCUUUCCUCCUCCCUGGAAGAGGAACUGCUUCGCAAGAUUUUCGGAGGCUCCCUGUAACACAACUGCCCUUCUAUUUCUUGCCUCUGAGCCGAUGGCAGUUCCCUGACAGCAAUUAACAGUGGUUAAGGAAGAAUGCUGUGUUAACUUGGCUUGUAAAACAGCAAACGGUGGCUCCAGAAAAUGGUUUGUUGGCAAUAAGCAAACUUUAGUUAAGCUGCUGUGCUCGGCUUGCAUAUAAUGCUAAGCCACAGUAUGGUUUAGUGUCUUAGUGUUUUUGUGAAAACCAGGCCAUUCUUGCAAGUUUUCAGUUGUGUAAGUAGGAAGAACCACCUUUAUAAACCACUUGGAGGUUUUAUUCACAGUUAAGCAGUAUACAGAUUUUGUUAAAUUAAAAUAAAAUGCUGCAAUACAUUCCUCAAAACUAGCUGUGACACUCUGCUCUCAUCAGCUGUGUUCUGAACCAAAUGAACCUUUGAAAACCAAGGGGUGAAAUUUGAAGCUGAGUUUUUGAAGCAGCUAAUGGGUCUGUUUGUGUGUGCGUGCACAUGCCUGAUCUCACUUUAACCAUCUUCUGGUUUUUGGGUGAGCAGGAUACACUGCUCUAUAUACCCCUCUUCUUCUUCUUUUCUCUAUAAGGGUUUAAACCUUCUCUUUUUAAAUGAAAACUAAAUUAUCUAAAUCGCCUGUGUAACUUUAUCUAGAAGGCUUUUGUUUUAUUGAAGGUACAGGAUGGCCAUAUUCACACGUAAUGCUAAGCCAUACUACUGGCUCCAGGAGGAAGAAUGUGCCCACUUUCCUCCUCCCGGGCCCCUUUAGCUCAGUGUGGUGUGGCAGGUUUGGCUCAGUGUGUUAUCCAAACCCAGGGUUGUGCUUGAACUCUCUCCCUAACCACAAUCUGUCCUCAGGGUUUGUUUUUGGGUUCGCUGCCAAGAUGCACUGCCUCUCCCCAAAUGAACUGACUCAGACCCUGCAAUCAUCACCUGAGGCCCUUCUUCGUACGCCUCCUCUGAGAGAGUGGUGGCAGCACGAGCAUGGGCCUUUUUGGUGGUGGCUCCCUGUUUUGGAAUGCUCUCUCCAGUGAGGCUCGCCUGGCGCCUUCAUUAUAUAUCUUUAGGUGCCAGGCAAAAACAUUCCUCUUCUCUCAGGCCUUUGACUAUCUAUGGCCUUUUAAACUGUGUGUGCUCAAGUUAUUGUUUUUGUUUAUUAUUAUGAUGUGUAUUUUUGUGGUUUUAUAUUGUAAGCUACCAUGUGAUCCUUGGAUGAUGGGUUGUAUAGAAAUUUAACUGAUGAUGUUGAUGAUGAUAGGACCAGGGAGUAGCAAGUUCCUCUCUGGGUUUAGCACAUUUUCAGUAAGCCUACAGUUGUCAGCAUGUAAUAAAUACUACUUCCCACUUUGAGUUUUGUUUGUAUAUUGCUUUGUUCUCAUUCUGGUUCUGUUCCUGUUACUAGUAUAGAAUAAGUAUACUGGUCAAGUGAUGUUCCUCUUUUGACAAGAAGGCUUUCUGGAUUUGUUGGUUAGGCAAGGGGGCUGUUCACUUAAAGGAAAUGUUGCCUUUUUCUACAAGUUUUCAGAUUAGGCAUUCAGAAGACUUUGCCAAUGUACACCUUCCUGCCCUAUGUAUCUUAUGUGCCUACUUGGUUUUUUCAAAUGAAAAAGACACUUCCCUCUUUAUUACAUUGGACAAAAUUGUGGGAGUUAUUUUCAUAAGCUAAACUAGAACAAAACUAGACGUCAAUUCAAAACAUCAAGGAGCUGGGUUCAGGAGAUACUCAGGGGUCAUUCUCUGUGCCAUUUUUCACACAUCAUAUCCCCCCCGCCCCACAAUACAGAACUUAUAUCAUUGUAUCAUCAUAUCUGAACUACAACACAAGUAGAUCAAAAAGCUAUUGCAAGAACGUCCAUGAAUGUUCCCUUCAGCCAGGGAUGGGGGAACAUGUGGCCCUUCAGAGGUUGUCAAACCCCAAUGAGCCCUAGCCAGCAGGACCAAAGGUCAGGGAUGAUGGGAGUUGUAGUCCGGCAACAUCUAAAGGGCUCCAGGUUGCCCUGUCAUCUUGCACUUUUUUGUGUAAAAUAAAAUGCUUGUUUCUUCUUUUUCCUUCAUGAAAAGUGGAUUGGUUUAGAGUUCAAUAGCAUGUUGCCUGAAACAAAAUUAAUUCCGUAGUAGUAUUUUACUGUCUCUCAUCCUGGUUUGUACUUUGUAGUUUCCUUGACCUCAUGCAGCGACUAAAACCGGAAGUUUUGCCUUGAUUGCCUGAUUUAUCUCAAACUGUAGCUUACCAUGACCAUGCAAACAUGCUGACUUCCAGCAGAAGCUUGUACUCAUCUAAAAUAUUCCCUGGUCCUUUUAAUGCUAACAAGAUGUAAGUGUAAAAUCACAAUUGUUGGUUGGUUGGUUGGUUGGUUGGUUUUUUAAAUACGGUUUAUUCCAUUAUUUUGUUUGAUAAUGGGGUUUGCCAUGGUAUCUAGUAACAUUGCCAUAUCUAGUACUGUAACAUGGUUACAGUAACAUUGCCAUAUCAAUAAUGCAGGAUCAUAGUAUUUAACUUCUUUUCUAUUUCUAUGGCAAACGUGUUUUCUGUGGAUCUCCAAGUUAGUAUUUCUGAUUUAACAGGAGAGGGGGAGCAAUGGUGAAUUUCAUCUAUUCCAAUAUUGGGGUUGUCAGACUUUUCUUGAACUUUUGUGUAACAUUCAAAACAGCCUAAUCUGGUGGACAGAAAGUCUUAAGCAUAUAGAAAUAUUUACAUCUUCAUAAAAAUAGUUAGCAUUUAUUGGACUUCUGACGAAUUUUAAUUUGUGCAUUUUUAAUGUAAAAGUGGAGCUGUCUGUCUCAUAUUCAUUUUAUAAAGCCAGAAGAGCUUAUUACUUGCUGAUAUUGUUCUUAAACAAAGCGAAGAUUCUCAGAAGUGAAAUAUACAACAGAUGCUAUACUGGAAAUCAGACACCACAAUUCACUGUGCGAUUGUGGUCAUGCAGAUGUCUAGCCUCUCUGACCUAGUUUCAUGCAAAACUGAUUUAAUCCUUCCUAGUCCUAAUUAUGGGGUUGCUAGUAUGUGACAGGGAUAGAGAGAUUCCUACAUAUGUAGGGUAAGGUCACAACAAGGAUUUUCAGAGACUACAUUGUGAUGAACUGGUUCCUUGGGCAGAGUCGUAGCUAUGGGGCGUCUAGCUGGGUUUUUUACCCCGGGUGAAGCCCCCAGAGGAGGGCCAUUGAUGCUCCCAACCUGUGUGUGUGUGUGUGCGCGCAAAUGUGCAUGGGGGGUGUACCAAACUGGGUUUUUGACCCAUGUAAAAUAAAGCCUAGUUUUGUCGCUGCCUUGGGCAAUGUGAAUCUGCAGUUAUAUAGUCCAGCUUUACAUGAAUCUUGAUUCAUUCUCUCUCACAUUGGAAGUGAAUAUUGGCUAGGUUGCCAUCUCUUGUCGUAGGCCACUACCAGAUUUCACAAGGUGAAUUUUUUAUUUAAUUCUCCCUAUUGAGUUAAAAAAUAUCAGUGUCGUAUACAGUUCUCUUCUCUUGUCCAUAUUUAUGGCAUUUCCUCUGAAUUGAGAAUGUCCUUGUUGACUCUCAGUGUUUCUCACUGUUAGUGCAGUGCAAUUUAUUUUGAACUGACAGCCAACUUAGUCUAGCCCAGAACUGAACUGCUUCCACACACUCUCUUUUCCCAGUUUGUAUCAAAAUGAAUUUGCAAAGAAUAAAGUAUGCCUGCAUCAUUAACUUGUGUUAAGCGCAAAGUACCUGUCCUCUAAAGCAGUGUUGUCCUUUAAUACCUGUGUAUAAUGACACUUCCAUAAACCAAAGAAAUAUUUUGAUUUACAUAUAAUGAAAAGAUGGAGCUAUAUAAAAGUUGUCACACUUCUCAAUAUUUUUCUCUCCUUUUUUCUUUUUUGCUUUAGGAUUCAAGUGCCCUGUUUGUUCCAAGUUUGUCUCUUCAGAUGAAAUGGAUUUACAUCUUGUGAUGUGUUUGACAAAACCAAGGAUAACCUACAAUGGUAAGAAAGUAAGCUAAUUACUGCUUGUAGUAUGUAACUGAAUUAAGAUCAGCUGUGAACUAAGUUGAUACAAUUAUUUAAACCAGCAAAUACAAAGAACUAUUUACUAAUGCUUACUUGACACUGAUAAAAACCUCACAUUUCUGCUGACCCAUUCUGUUAAUUAUUUCAUCCAUUUCAUUGAUGCCUCUCUUAUAUGUUUUUGUUUUCAUUUCAUUCUUCAAGAGCCAUAAUCAUUCUAGUUGGGAAACUAGUUGGGAUACAAUUAUUGUUUGGACAUAAAAUCUUGGUAUUUCAGUCGUGCAAGUGAGUCUUUUCUAGUUUCCUGACUUUUUGGUAUUGUCUGAAUGGGGCACUAAAAUAUCUCCUUCCUCUGGAGUAGAGUACUGAAAAUGAAAAUUGGUUAUUUCAGAACUCCUGGCAAUAAUUGACCAUCAAGGCUAAAACAAAAAGUUGAGUCAAUAUAGCAGGUCAUUGAAGAGCAGAUACAUUUGCGGGUCACAAACAGCAGAUUUAAGCUAGUAAACCAGGAGUUGGUGGUUCUGUCUGUUUUGUUCCCAGAUUCUUUUAUCCAGAUGCACACUUACUUAACUUCUCGUAAGAGUACAGAAAUAAUAUAAUUAACAAAUCAUAUUUUAGCACUGAGCAAUCCUGAGCAAAUCCUGAGCAAAACAUUGGGUUCACAUACACCCCUCUCCUUUUGCCCUCUUUCUCCUGUGUGGCCAGAAGAACAACUUCUACUGAGUUUACUUUCAAUUUAAAAGGAUCUCUUUGUAAUAUUAUUUGGAAACCAGGAAUCCUGGUUUAAUACAAAUAGUAGUUGCCAAACAAUAUAACUUGCAUCACCCAUGGUUUGAAUUUGGUUUGUUUAGGAAUUAACCAUUGCUUUAAACUGGGAUUCCUUGUUCACAUAACACCAAGUCGAGAAUAUUUGGAAAUAAAAGUAAGCACUACAGAAGUCUUUCUUGUGGCUGUGUGGAAUAAGGAAGGUGGGCUAUGUGAACCCAGUGCUUGCUUGGGUUCAGUGUGUCUCAUCCAUAUAAUGUCAAACUAUGGUUUAGCAUUUUGUGUGAUCCAGUGAGUCCUAUUGUAUGUACUUUUUACUUUCUGUGGUCAGACAUUGGGUCCAUAUCUUUUCCUUAAAACUACAAUGUGGAGAAGUGUGUAGGCUUUAGGAGUAUACUGUAGAUACAGGAAUAUUUCUGUUGCCUAGAACAUGGGUUAGAACAUGUGACAAGUGGUUCCUUUUUAUAACAUCUGAAGUUCUCAGACCACACAAAAUGUUGUGUUUUAGUUAAGUAUUAUAUGUUUGUUUUUAUUUUAUUUGGAUCUCUUGAAAGAUUACAAAGUAUAAAUCUGCAACGACUUAUUGCAGCAUAAUUUCGGGAUACUUUCUGUUGUAAUGUACAUAAAGGUUUUUACUUAUAUUUGAUAGUUUUCUAACAUGCUGGUCAAUCGGUGCAAUUCAUUCUCUCCCACAACUAUUAAAUUUCCAUGUUUUCCACUACACUCAAUAUGUUUGCAGCCUUUUACAACUAUGCUAAGAUAAUGUUUCGGGUCUCUUGCUGUCUUGCCCAGUAUGUAAAUCAUGCUAUUUUACAGGGUUUAAAAAUUAUUAUUCCAUUGUUGAAGGCAUUUAGCCUAGAGAGAGCCUUGUCCUAUUUGACUCUUUGAGAACUGUUGUGAUCUUUUUAGAUGGUUAGAUAUUAAAUAAGCCAUUGUGUAACGUGGAUUUUAAAACAGAUUAGAAAUGUAAAGCUAUUACAGUAAGGAAGUUUGUAAAGCUACUGUACAACCACAAUAGUGUUUAGUAUGAUAUUCUUAGAAGACAGAUCAAACCUGUUGGUGCUAGCAGUUCAUGCAGAACACCAGCCGUAUCUGUUUUGCCUCAUUGUUGCCCCAUGUGAAGUAUAAAUCCACACUGGAAAGAAGUCAUCCACCUCUGCUGCUGUUGAUUGCAAGGGAAGAUGGACAAAGCAGCCUUUUCCAAGGAAGAUUGCGACUUAGCUUUUUGUGCAUAUAGCCAGGCAUCCAUAAAUACAUGUGUGGAUUCAUAAUACAUCUUUCCAGUGUCGAAUGCUUCAAGCAGGGAAGCAAUGCUAUCAAAUCUCAUUAGCACUGGGGGUUGGAGAAGGUUAAAAAAUGGCACAAAUCCAUAAUGCUCUUUUGUUUCCCUUUUUGUGCCACACUGCAAAUGAGAGGAAUCCUGUCUCUUCCCCAAGCUCUCUGCGCAUCCUGGAGGAGCUGGGAUGGGGAAAGAUUUGUGGGCAACCACACACCCAGGCUGGCUCAUAAGCCAAGACUAUCUUGGUCAGUUGUUGCAUGUAACCACCUCAUUAUUGCACUAACAUACCUGAUCAGAAAUCUGAGAAAGUAGGAGCGUGCUUCAUGUAUCUUCACCACCCUCAGGAUUAUUUGAACAACUGGGUUACUGAGUAGCUGCACAUCAUGGAAAGUUUCUACCUAGUCCUCCAUAUUCCCCCAGUCUCAGAGCCUGAAGCAUGAUACUUGCUACAAGGUAUAUUGUGCUGAAACUUUGGUUUCAGACUGCUUCUCUUUAUUUUCCUUGCUCCUUACAAAAAAAAUGACCCUGAAAAUGACCCUUACUUAGCAAUACGGAAAGACUGUCGCCCAGCUUCCACUCAACAGCAAAAACAAUGGCUUUAUGAGCCACUGUGUUCUAUGAACAGGCAGCUGAUCGCUGCCCCUUAAAGUGGCGAUUCAGAUGUCAAGUAAUGAUACCAGUAAUAAGGUUCCCUAUUUGGAGAAUGCCCCCCUUUGCUUGCUUAUUAUACUGUGUGUAGCUACAAUCUGUAUAGCUUGUGCAGUUCUCAAGAGUUUUCUAUUUGCAUAUUACCCUUCUGAUAUGCCUACCUUGUGCUAUUUCUGGCUUCUAAGGUAAUGGCCUUUUAACUACAGCCUGGUCCUGAGGAGUUAAAACUAUUAGUGAUGCAUUCGGUACUGAAGAGAUGGAAUAGAGGGCAGGAAUAGCAUUUCAUUUCUACUCUGUUCGAGACACUGGUGUAUAGUUGUGCUGAUUUUCUUUAAAUGACAUGGUGGUUAUACUCUGUGCAUAUUUUUUUUUUAAGUCAGUACUCAGAAAUGCUGAGCUCCAUGACCCUCAUAAAUAAUAGAAAUUGAGCAAGUGUGCAUAGUUUUUCUUGAUUUACAUAAUUGUUUCUACUGUUGCAAAUCAAAGGAGGGGCUAACACUGCAGCCCAGCACACUGAGUCCUUCUCAGCCAGUUUUUUUCAUUCUGAGAUUUUAGCUGGCACAAUUUGCAACAUUUUCUAAAGUUCUAGAAACUUUUUAUUUUUUUAAAAAAAGAAAAAGCUGAGAUUUGCAGGAAGCUGCUUUCUGCACACUCUACCACAUUGCAGAAUUGCACCAUAUGGAGUCCUGACUGAGGGUGUGACACACAUGUAGUAGUUAUUCAAUUGGAGGCAUUCCUUCCUUCUUCAGGCCUAUAUUUAAUUUUAUUUCCUGAUAGUGGGGAGUGCCCAGUGCUGCCCAGGAAUUUUUGGAAAGCAAAAAAUAUUGGGGACCAGCAUCCAAGUAUCUUUAAAAGCUGCUGUCCCCACCUUGGGAACCCUUGUACUUAGUUGGUGAUGCCGUCUAAAGAUGUGUCCGAAUUGACAAGAGAAGGAACAGACAGACAAACCACUUUCCAAAAUCCUUAGUAGAUGACAUACUAAUGUUGUACCGUGCAGUGAUGACCCACAAAGGGUUAGAGCCCCCAGAAGACUACAUAGGCUCCUGGGAAGGUUUGCAUAAUGCACGUCAUAUUGUGCUGGUUUGGAUGAUGUUUUCCACAUAGAACCUAGGUCCUACUAACUAAUGAUUGCCCUAAAAAGUAGAGAAUUGGCCGGAUGAUUGCCAUUAUCUAGGAUUUUGAAAUGGAUUAUUCAGAGGAGAAACUGCCUUCUAAACUCUGGAGCGGAUAGUUACCUUUUUGUGCCUUACUGAAAGCUGUUUCAGUCUCUGUCUAAGCGAUAUCUCAAGCAGCUCUGUUGUGUGGUCUCUUGCCUUAGUGUAGUAAAUGUUCUUGAGCAUGAUAUGCUAUACAGCAUGACAGAAAACAGCACAAAACUCAAAAGAGAAAGCUCUAGGGCAGCUUGCUGUCUUGUUCAAUUUGGAAUGUUAAUUCACUCACAGGCAAGGAUUCAAGGUUAUAAAAACCUGAGCACUGUGCUUUGUACCCCUGCAAGUGAAGGUCCGAUGUUCAUACACCAAAUGUUGGCAGUCCAGGAAUCACAAAAUGUUGUACUUUAUCCUUUGACUCUUGGAAUAAUACCACCUUCUUCUUCUUCUUCUUCUUCUUCUUCUUCUUCUUCUUCUUCUUCUUCUUCUUACCCUGCCCAACUGGCUGGGUUUCCCUAGCCACUCUGGGCGGCUUCCAACAAAAUAUUAAAAUACAGUGAUCUGUUAAACAUUAAAAGCUUCCCUAAACAGGGCUGCCUUCAGAUGUCUUCUAAAAGUCUGGUAGUUGUUCUUCUCUUUGACAUCUGGUGGGAGGGUGUUCCACAGGGAGGGUGCCACUACCGAGAAGGCACUCUGCCUGGUUCCCUGUAACUUGGCUUCUCGCAGUGAGGGAACUGCCAGAAGGCCCUUGGCGCUGGACCUCAGUGUCCUGGCAGAAUGAUGGGGGUGGAGACGCUCCUUCGGGUAUACUGGACCAAGGCCGUUUAGGGCUUUAAAGGUCAGCACCAACACUUUGAAUUGUGCUCGGAAACGUACUGGAAGCCAAUGAAAGUUUUUCAGGACUGGUGUUAUAUGGUCUUGGUGGCCGCUCCCAGUCACCAGUCUAGCUGCCGCAUUCUGGAUUAGUUGUAGUUUCCGGGUCACCUUCAAAGGUAGCCCCUCAUAGAGCACAUUGCAGUAAUCCAAGCGAGAGAUAACUAGAGCAUGCACCACUCUGGCGAGACAGUCCGUGGACAGAUAGGGUCUCAGCCUGCAUACCAGAUGGAGCUGGUAAAUAGCUGCCCUGGACACAGAAUUGACCUGCGCCUCCAUGAACAGAUGUGAGUCCAAAAUGACUCCCAGGCUGCACACCUGCUCCUUCAGGGGCACAGUUACCCCAUUCAGGACUGGGGAGUCCUCCACACCUGUCCGCCUCCUGUCCCUCAAAAACAGUACUUCUGUCUUGUCAGGAUUCAACCUCAAUCUGUUAGCCGCCAUCCAUCCUCCAACCGCCUCCAGACACUCACACAGGGACUUUACCGCCUUCACUGGUUCUGAUUUGAAAGAGAGGUAGAGCUGGGUAUCAUCCGCAUACUGAUGAACACCCAACCCAAACCCCCUGAUGAUCUCUCCCAGCGGCUGCAUGUAUAUGUUGGAAAGCAUGGGGGAGAGGACAGAACCCUGAGGCACCCCACAAGUGAGAGCCCAGGGGCUGAACACUCAUCCCCCCCACUUUCUGAACACGGCCCAGGAGGAAGGAGCGGAACCACUGUAUAACAGUGCCCCCAGCUCCCAGCCCCUCUAGACAGUCCAGAAGAAUGUUAUGGUCGAUGGUAUCAAAAGCCGCUGAGAGAUCCAGCAGAACUAGGAAACAGCUCUCACCUUUGUCCCUAGCCUGCCGGAGAUCAUCGACCAGUGCGACCAAGGCAGUUUCAGUCCCAUGAUGAGGCCUGAAUCCCGACUGGAAGGGAUCCAAAUGGUCUGCUUCUUCUAGGCGUGCCUGGAGUUGGUCAGCACCCACUCGCUCAGUCACCUUGCCCAAGAAUGGAAGAUUUGAGACUGGGUGAUAGUUGGCCAUAUUGGCAGCAUCUAAAGAUGGUUUUUUGAGAAGCGGUUUGAUAACUGCCUCUUUCAGCGGGUCUGGGAAGGCUCCCUCACAGAGAGAAGCAUUCAUCACCCUGUGAAGCCCAUCGCCCAGCUAGCUUUUAUAAGCCAGGAUGGGCAAGGAUCAAGGAGACAGGUGGUUGGUUUCACUCAUCCACUGCCCCUAUUGCCCAACUUCGGAACAUGCACUCAGAGAACUAGGUCUGCCCAGUAGGACGCCUGGUGCAAACUAAUGACUUCCUAAAAAUCUCUGCAACCCCCCCCCCCCCAAAGGCAUGGGUUGCUGUGUGUAAGAAAAACCUGGUAGAUAAGCAGCGGCAAGGACACGCCCAUCUGCUUCAUCCAACCUAAUCUCUGUUACACAUGUCAGGUCAAGUCCUCCAUCCAUGAUCAAGUCAUGGAUGGCAGUAGCCUUAUGAAUCAUUGACCUGGCAUUGCACAGCAGCACCUUCAGGUCAUGUAGGUAUCCCUUGCUGAUUCCAGUAUCCGUCCGGACAAGACCAGACCCGGAGUAAGGGAUAGUCCUCAAAUAAUGACUAAACCUGCCUCCUCGGUAAUGACAUGGUCUCGUCUUAGCGUAACUCCUCCUCCAACCCAUGAUCACUGAGAUCAGUUGUCCCAGUUGGAACCUAUUUUGAUGGGCAUUGUGAACAACAGGGCCCAUUAUGAGCAGCAGCUCAUGCACACACAAAUCAAGCAAAAUGCACACACAAAUCAUUGGUGCUGGAGAAAUGUUUUAUAUACUUAGGCAGCAGCAUCCAUAUUUUGGAGCCAAUAUCAUACAUUUAGAGUCAAGCUCUCUGAAGACAGAACAAACGUUCUGAACUUACUGGCACUAGCACAACAUUUUUAGGAAUCUGAGCAACUAGGUGCUUAGGAGUUUUCUUCGGGUGCCGCAUCUGCUGUCUUGCAAUUAGUUGAGUCCUUGGAAAGGCAUUACACAUGCUAUAAACAACCUGAAUGAAACUCUGCAUUUUGCAUUUUAUAAAUUUAUAUUUUGUAAGAUGGAGCAUGGUUGGGUUCUGCUGCAAUUGGGAGCUUUGGGGUGCUUUGUUUUCGUGCCAGAUGCAAACCUUAGGUUAGGAUGGUCUAAAAUGUACACAUGCAGUCGUGCAUUCCACAUGCUCUUAAAAUAUGCUGAGAGAAAGAAGUGGAUCCAAAUACAAGAUUAAUUUAACAAGGUUUGAAUGUCGCUACUGCUAUCUCUUUUAAAGCUGUUACAUGGUAAAUGGUAAAUGUUACAGUAAAUGCAACUGAUUUAAGUUAGCUGCAGACUCUGACCCAUUAUUUUCUGCUUUGACUGUACUUGAGUUUCUUAUCAGAGCCAUUAGGCUUAGUUUGGUUUUCCUUUCUCAUGAUCCAGUUGAUUGUCUUGUUGCUGUUCUGCCCCUCACAAGAUCCAUUCUUUGAAAUUUUCCUGUUUCUGUUUUCAUAUAACAGUAUCUAAUCUCUAGACUCUAAGGCAGACUUCAGCCAUCAUGCAGACUAAAUUACAGUAUUACAAAUAUGUAAUUGAGCGAUACUGCAUAUUCAUUAUUUGGGUGAGUCACCCUGACCUUGCUGCCCUGCUUUCCAAUGACACUUGCUUCUUCCACUGUUUGCUAACCCUAGUUUCUUGUCUUGCAGUGUCUUCUAUAAUAACUCUUAGAUUUGGUUUCACCAUAAUCAUGUAACCAGUUUUUAAAAUUGCACCUUUAUAGGGUGAUAUUCAACUAUGUUUUAUUCGGAGAUGUUUCUACAUCUACACAAUAAAAGCCAGAGUAGCUGGUCUGGUCUGUUAAGACUAUUCCACGCACGAAUAGUAAAACAGUUGUAUUAGAAUUAACUGAAAAACCACAAGCUUGCACAAGUACAUUGUGGUUUUGGUUGGUACCAGUAAAGCUUUUGAUUUACUAACCCUAGGUAGAAUCCCACACAUUAAGCAAAUAAUAAGCCCUUGAGCAAAUGUUUUACUUUUGCCAUUAACUGAAAUGCUUCUGCCAUUGGAAUUGAUAAUCUCACAAAUACGAAUGAGUUGCUAAGAAAGGUAUGCAAAAAGUCACUAAAAGCAGUUCAGAGAAAAAAGGGUGUGGAGCUUUUGCACGUGUAGAUUUACAAUACAGUAUGCUUACAUUUUCUUAUGAGAAAUGCACAAGGAUUGUUUUCUGUACCUCGUGAUUCUGCUGGAUAAGAACUACCUGGAAUGUCCUACACUUAAUCAGUUUCUAACUUUAAAGGUCAUUCCGAGGAUAUCAUAAAUUGUGUCUGCAACUGCUGCAGUCUUAUGACUGCUAGGAACUGUACCUGAGGGCAAACCUGAGCCUUAUCUUUCACUAUGUUUAUGGAGUAAUUUUAUUUGAUUGACCGUAUAAGCAUCUCACAAGAGACCACAAUUAUUUUGUUGAUGUAGCUCUUUGAAUCAAUAAAAGCAGUUUUCUUUUUCAGGGUUUCUCUGUCCUUAUGACUGUAUUUUGCAGGUUUGCAGUUGUUAUACCUUACAUUGCAGCCCUGUGUAUGUCUGCUCAGAAAUCUGCUUAAUGGGGCUUACUCCCAGUUAAGUGUGUAUCAGAUUGCAGCUUUAAUCAACAUUAGUCAUAAUUGGAGCAGACCUAUUGAAAGCAAUAGGUUUAAGUUUAGGUCUGUUGCUUUCAAAGGGUCUAAGCUGAGUGUGAGUUUUUGGUAUACUGUUAGCUAAAGUGUUUUGGUGUUUUUUAAAAAAUAAAUAAAUCCUAAAGCUGUAAUUGAUCUCUCACAAUGUGGAUUUUGUUUGAAAUGUGAUGUGGUAUGAGUCAGUAGCAAAGGAAAUUCUUGACUUCAGCAUUUUCUGCAACAGCUUAGACACCAGAUAGGGUUGCAAUUUAUGCCUGCCUCAGUCUUUUCCAGGGUUGCAACUCUGUGACAAGUGUUACCGGAAAAAUCCGAGGGCUCCCUUGGACAAAAACAAAGACACCAACCAGGAUAACUUGGAGCAAAACAGCAGCCUGUAGGCUUGGCCUUUAUUGAACUGUUGCAACAGGGUGUUCCCCUCACUUGCAGGAGAGAGGAAAGACCCAGAAAGAUGGUGUGCAAGACCUUAUAAAAACUUUUGAAAUUCCCAUCCUCUAGGUCAAGCCCACCCCAGAAACAUCAUGCAUACAUUACAGAAAGGAGGGGUUGACAUCAUGCAUACAUUACAGAAAGGAGGGGUUGAGGGAGGAGUUGUGGUGGUAACCUGAGUGUCCUGUCACCUGGCUGGUUCCUCCUUUCCCCGGCCCAUGAGUCACUUCCAGGAGACAAAGGGAGUUGGCAGUUUCCUGCCCCCAGAGGGAAGAUCUGAUCAUUGUCCUUUGUUUCAGUCCAUGCUGAAUCCACUCCCAUAUGCAAGUUCUUUGUGAUCUUGAUGGUCUUCUGUCUAGGACCAUCAGGGUUGGCAUAGCAACUGGGCAGGGCUCCUGUGGAUGUGCUGGGAUGGUGAAGGGAUUAUGGCUGACCAGAACCAAGCCACCCCCCUUUGAUAGUCCUUGUCAUAUGGAGUAAAAUAAAAAUGGAACAGUGCAAAUCCAAUGUAUGGUUGAUUUUUCUAUGAAUUUAUAACAGAAGUGUGGCAUAUGUAGUGUGUGAGUGUGAGUGUGUGAAGUUUGUACAAACUGAAUGAUUGGGGUGGGGGGGUUCCUGCUACACAAGAGUUACGCAUACUGGAACGAUCUUUUCUAUUUCAGAUGAAAAUGUAGUACUGUUAAUUUAUACCUAUUUUUGUUUUUUAAAUCAAUUUUUAUUGCAGGAAGUGGUGUGUAUGUGUUGCUGGUUUGAUUAUGUUAAAAUCCAAGUAGGAAUUUCUGAACUAUUGAGAAGGAUUUUUGAUUGGAAAAUGCUUGCUGCGCCAAGACAGAGAAUUGUGACAUUGUUUAACAUUGUAGCUUAUUUCAUACAGUGUUGACCGUUUACAUUUUUUACACUGGAAACACCCAGUGUUUCCAUAAUUUGUAUAACAGUGUCAUCUUACUUACAGGGGUUUAAGCUAAUGUGUUAAUCUUACCUUUGAAAUGCUUAUCUAAGGGCCCUGGUUGCAUCCUGUUGAGGAAUUGUGUACAAAAUGUCAGGCUGAGAGAUAUGGUGGAAUACAGAACCUAACAUCCACAAUAACAGUGGAAGAGGUGCCUGAACAGUUGUGUACACAUGCAACUCAACUGGAGUGGUCUCCUAAUGGAUGUGGCUAUGCAGGUUUUUACCAUAGCAAGUCUACAUCCAAAUACUUCAGAACUUGCAGGAUUACAUCUGUUCCUAUUGGUCCCCAUUUUCAACAAAACAACUUCAAAGGGGAAGCUCCAUUGUGAAAUUUUAAAACUACAGUGGUACCUCUAGUUACAAACUAAAUUCAUUCUGGAGGUCCAUUCUUAACUUGAAAUGGUUCUUAACUAGAGGCAUGCUUUCGCUAAUGGGGCCUCUUGCCGCUGCGCCGCCAGCACACGAUUUCUGUUCUCAUCCUGGGGCAAAGUUCUCAACUCAAGGUAACUCUUCCAGGUUAGCGGAGUUUGUAACCUGAAGCGUUUGUAACCUGAGGUGUUUGUAACUCGAGGUACCACUGUAUAAUGCAUUAACAACUUUUUUGUGGCACCUUAUGUUUUACUUGGGUGACAAGUAGCAUUCAUUUUCCUUUUCUAGGUCUGCCCUGUAGUAGAUUUAUUUCUGGCUACAACACUGUGGAACUUUUAUUUCACUGGAUGAGUAUUGUAGACUGAAACACCUGGUGUAAAUCCUUUAGUUGUGAGUCAGAACAGAGGCAGUUCUACACAAAAACAUGUAGAUAUAUAUAUAGUUGUCAGUAGGUUUCCAACAGAGGGUGCUUAUGUCCAUAAUGUUUUUCCACCGUAGUGUCUAGAAAAUUACUUGUUAAUAAACUGGUCCUGGCUCACAACGAUGGUGAGUUGAAUUCCUAGUAGAAUUUCCCAAGUGUUUCCUUUCCAUUAGUCAAUCUGAGCCUGGACUAGUUCAUUCAAUGGGACACUCUGGUGCUACUGCUUUCAGUUUGUUUAAUCACCUUCCGCAGACAUACCUUAAGGUGAUAUACAAAAUACAAUAAAAACAACACAAGCAAAUCCUAAGCAGGCAGAGAGCUAUCCAUCCAGCUGCAAAGCUUCCUUGAACAAAAAUAUAUUCAAUAGCUUCUAGAAAGUACAGUGUGUGUUUGUCAUAUAAUGUGACAGGAAUACCACUCUACAAAACUGGUGUAGCCUGCUCCAAGUUACUGUGGAGGGAGCUUCUGAUAUCUUUGGAACUUGAAGGAGAAGCUCUCCUGAAGUCAGCAGCGACCCACUUAGUAUAUAUGGCAUGAGGUUGUCUCUCAAGUAACCUGGUCCUGAGUUGUAAAGGAUCUUACAGUGGCAAUGCCUUGAAUUUGAUCCAGUAGCGGAGUGGCAGUCGGUGAAAAUCCUACAAACCAGGUUUAAUUCCUGGCAGCAGUUUGCCCCCACAAGCCACCAUAUUCUGCAACAGAUGAAGCAGAGUCCAGACCAAGGGGAGCCCCCUCAUUUGUUGGAAACCUCCUGAUUACCACACACACACACACACACACACACACACACACACACGCUACUAUCUUUCACUACUGCAAUUACUCAGUAUUCCUCCUUAUAUUGAGGAGCCCCACACCUGGCUGUGAGGGACAUGGCUGUCAUGGUCAUUGGGGGUGGGACUGGACUAGCUAGCAUGGUUCCCUUGUACAUUUUUCAGUGCUUUUGGUUUCCUGUAAACACCCCAAAAGUAGUCUCUCUAGGAGGUGUCAGUAUCUUAGUGGUUAGGACUCUGAACAUAGGUGCUGCCUUAGCUUCUGCCUUCAGAGCUGCUUCCCCUCACAGAUGUAUAUUGACUCGGUUUCCGUGCAACGCUAAAUCAAACCAUGACUUGGUGCAGGCUCCCAGAGAGGAGUUUGUGGCUCGCAGCUGCUUUGCUCUUCCUCUGGUCUUGCUGCUCUGAACCAAGCCACGGUUUGGUUUAGUGCAUUGUCUGAACCUAGGCACGUGAUUUGUCUUGCUCCAGGCAAGCCACAAGUUGUAAACCAAGAACAAAUCUUGGCUACAGCUCAUGACAAACCACUAGCCUGGGCUCAGAUGACAUGCUAAGCCAAACUUUGGUGUAACUCUCACAGUGAAGACAGCUAUGAAACUGUCAGCUAUGACAGUGAGGAGGGGUUAUUUCAAACUACAAAAGCUUGUUCUGCAAGUACACUGGUUUGUCUAUAAGGUGCUAGAACUGUUUUGCCCUGAAUCAGCCCAUUGAUGUAUGUAGCUCAGUACUGUCUAACCUGGCUGGCCCUCCAAGGUCUAAGGUAGAGACAUUAUUCAGACCUGCCUGGACCCGUAAUUGGAGAUGCUAAGGUUUGAAUUUUGGUCUUCAUGUACGCAAACCAUUUUUCUUUUGUGAAGUGAUUUAGUGCUUUAUUUGUUGAGGUCUAAAACUUUCAGGGAAGUCAUAUGUCUUUUAUAUUGGUAUUCCCGUCUUCAUUGUGGCUCUAUGUAAGCAUUCAGAAUGGGUAAACAUCCUCAGAACAAUGAUUACAUGCAGCAUUGGCCACCUCCUGGAGUCCACCCUACUCUGCUCUCCAUGUGUUUGCUGUAAAUGUCUACUUUGGAUGUGUGCUUAUAGAGCCCCUCAAAUGAAAACGUAAGAUCCUAACUUAGGGUCAUUUGAUUGAAAGGCAAGAAUAAAUAACACCCUAUUUUGGGAGGUACGGUUCUACAGGUACACAUGCCAACAAAGAGAGGUUGAGGCAAGCAUGACCGUAUUAACUCAUCACAAUCCCUUGACUUACCAGGAGGAAAAUGCAUUGUUAACAGCCAUAUUGAAGUCUUGCUAAAUGUGUAAAAAUAAAACUACAGACAGGUUUGAAGCUUGUCCUUCGUUAAGAGUAAAAUCAAAACAUCCAGAGCUUCUUGCCAUAGCUUGGUUGGGGACAGAAUGCUGCUGAAUCCCAGUUGUUGGAAAUUUCAGGAGGAGAGAGUGUUCUUUUGCUUGGGUCCUGCUUGUGGGCUUCCGAUAGGUAUUACUUUGGCACUCUGAGAACUGGCUGCCGGACUGGAAGUGCCAUUUGCCUGUUGUAGCAGGCUCUUCUUAGAUUCUUCCAUAUGUUAUAACUUUCAUUAGGCUAUGCCACUUGCAUUGUUUUACAAUUUACUAAUGUAUCAGAUUUUAAGAUUGGUUUGAUCAUUGUCAAUUUAUAUUUGUAUGAAAUCGACUUGACAUACAAGAUGUUUGCUUAAUUUGCCAGUAUCAGUGACUGCAGUACAUAAUUAAAAAACAACAACAAGCUUUCUCACUAAUUUUACACACACUUUAUUAAGUUUCUCUCUUUUCUUUGCAUGCAAUAGAGUUCUGCUUUGAGGACUUAAGCACUUGAGUCCAUUGUUGCUUGCCCUGGCAUGUAAAAUAAGCACAAAGGAGAUGAAGUUUUUUUUGGGGGGGGGUGUCAAAAUGUCAGGCACUUAAAAAACAUCUACAUGUUAUGGAAAUUAGAAGUAUCUCUGCAACUUAGGGCAACUGUCACUGGCCAAGGAAUAGCAUUUUAUUCUCGGCGGCUUCUGUACUAUUACUAAAAUAAAAUCUAUUAUCACUCUUGAUUUUUCUAGGGGAGUGCACAUUGUGUGCUGCUUUUGUGAUGGUCUGCUAUCAUUGAGGGUUCAAGAACAAAAAAGUAUUCAGGUAACAUGCCUGAUCUUUCAUCAGUCAAGUUGUAGUGGUUGUCUGUCUCUCUCCUUCCCGCCCCCUUUCCGCCCCCAUUUCCACUGAAACAGAUGAAUUAUUUGGAUGCUUCGUCUGAAUGGCAAAUAUUUCUGUUAUGGAGCAGAGCAUGGAAUCCUGUUGGAUGCUUUCAUUAAAACCAAUAUAUAUUGCAGAUAACAGGCUUUUGUUUUGCUGUCUGCUUUACUCAUGCUGCCUUGACCUACAUUAGUAUAGACGUUUACUAAGAAGAGCUUUUUGUUUUGCAUUUUGGGUGCAUGAAAGCUACUGAUUCUAGACUUGAUAUAAAUGUCUACAGAAGCACCUAGUAUAUUGAGUUCACUGACGCACAAGCAGCAUUUAAUUGAUUGGCCUUUAAGUAGCUAUCUCCUUUUCUCCAGUGGUAAAAUCUUUACAUACCCAACUACUAAAUAUCAAAGCAUAUAAUAAGUUAUGUCUAACUAGCCUCCACUGUAAGCAGCUGAACCUGAAGUUGGUUUAAGCAAGGCCAGGUCAGAUGUAGGAGAGAACUCUGGGGCUUCUAUUUCUUUAUCAUAGAUCUUGCUAAGCAAGGGUGUGACUAAGUGCUGUCUGCACAGUCUGGGUUGCCUUGUGGCAGCAGGUAGUGAUAUCAUGGCAGUUAUGGAAACCUCCACAGCAGUACAAAUUGGUUUGCUGCAAGGUUCAUGUAUGACUUUGUUCUCUCUGUGUGUCAUGUUCUCUUUGCAUUUAUCAUGCCACACUGGUGAUAAACCAGGGAUGAUUGGGUUUGUGCUCAGAAUCUGGCAUUGAUUCACUCCAAGCAGUUGCUUAGGGUAUAGUUUCUCUGUACGUCAAUGUUAGGGUGACAACAUUUGCUAUGCAGAAGAGGAGACUGAGGAGAGCCUUGUGGUAUGUGAGUCUUAGCUUAUCUGGCCGCCGUGGAGACUGUAGAGUAGACUUGUGGAAAUGGCUCUUUGUGGGAAAGUCUGUAAAUGCAUUAGGCGCUUACAUCAAUUUGAUCUGAAACGAGACUUGAAUUUUAAAGUUGCUUCUAAAAAUUAUGCCUUCAUAACAGUGGAUUGUGCAAGCUCAAAGCCUGCCAGGAUGAGGCUCAGAGGUGAUUGGGGAUUGGACAGAAAAUUCAGCAUCUUUUAUCUUGUGAACAACCCAGAGAUCUUGUGAUGUAGGGAGGCAUAUAAAUCAGAUAAAUAGAUAUUUAGAGAAGAUGCCUUUAAAGUGCCAAGUGAAUCAGUCGGUAAAACAGAGUGAGCUUCUUCAUAGUGUAGGCAUAAGACACUUAGGCCUUGCUGUCCAAGCCAGUCAGGUUUCCCUUGGUUUUUAAGUAUCCCACAAAAGCUUGGAGUUCAUACCCUGCCAACUGGCUGGAUUGCCAUAAUUUUAGAUCAUGGCUGAGUGCAGGGGGGUGGGGAACCUUUUUGACCUGGUGGACCAGAUUUUAUCUGUCUCCAUCACCACAGUCCAACUUUGCCUGGCCAAUAGCCAAACAACUGGCUGUUGGGUGCUUGGGAAAUGCUGUGCAAAGCACAUUGCAAGCUCUGUGUUUCCCAGGUGUUUCUGGCAAAGGGCCAGAAAAGCUGCUUUCUGCAGGGAUCAGCUGCACAAUCAAGUUUCCCCAUGGGAAGUUAGAUUGCGCAGCCAUUCCAGCCACAUCUGUACCCAUGAGCAUGAUGGGCGUGGUUUUAGGAAAACAGCUUAGUUGGCCAAUUUGGGAUGUAGGCCAAAUUUGGCCUGCGGUCUGGAGGUUCCUCACCCCUGCUUUAGUGUUAGAUGAGUUCGGGCAAGCACAAGUGAACUGCCAGGGUUGUGUGUUCCUUCUCCUAUAGGGCCAGGGUUACUUUGACAGAGUUUAGUUAUGCUUUAAUUAACCCCAGCCUUACUGUGUAUUCAAACAAAUAAUCUAAUUACAGUUGUACCUUGGAAGUCGAAUGGAAUCCGUUCCGGAAGUCCGUUCGACUUCCAAAACGUUCGGAAACCAAAGCACAGCUUCUGAUUGGCUGCAGGAAGCUCCUGCAGCCAAUCGGAAGCCUCAGAAGCCCCGUUGGACAUUUGGCUUCCAAAAAUAGUUCACAAACCGGAACAGUCACUUCGGUGUUUGCGAUGUUCGGAAGCCAAAACGUUUGAGUACUAAGCUUUUCGAAAACCAAGAUACGACUGUGUUGUAAUAAGCUAACUUGGUUUCAAGUUGGCAUAGUAUGAAACUUACCAAAAUGUAUGUUUAAACCAGGAUCCUACCAACUAAAAUGAAACACUACCAAAAUCAUUAUCUUAGCCAUUUGGGAAGAGGAGUACAGAAUGGAGCAUGUAAGCCCAGUUCUUGGCUCGGGCCCAUUCAGGCAUGUUGACAUAGUGCUAAAUUGUGGUUUAGUGUUACAUGUGAAUGCAAUCCAUGUUUUAAUUAAUGACUAGAAACAGGAGGUUCAUAAAACCAUGCCAGUAUAGGUAGAAAUUGCUUCUUAUAAACUGAGGACAUUUUAAUUUGACCAGCUUCUGCGAAUUCUUCAUACUGUGGAAAUAGGAAGAUCUGUUACCUUUCAUGUAGCAUACUGAAAUUGCCUGAAAAGUAUUUCAUAAAGAUUUCGCAGGAACAAAUAAGAAUUUGUUUCAAGCCCUAGUUCUGUGGAGAGAAUUAGCAAUUCUGAUUUUUCCUUACUGAUUUGUAUCUCAACACAGAGAGAUCAGUUUAUAGUAAAUCUUGACAUUAAUUCAAAGGAUUCAUCACAGAAUUGUUGUCGCAUUGGUAUUACAGCUUUGUCACCUACAAAAAUAUCCCCGUUUGGGGGAUCAUUGUAUCCACUACUAGUAGUAAAUUACUGAGAAAAUGCUCAAUUUGGGUGGGAGGAGCCUUCUUGGCUGUUUUUGUCUGGUCAAAUAGAGAGCGUGCUUGAAAAGUUAUUCAGUUGUAUGAAUAACUUACAAACUUUUUACUCUUUCAUUAGUUAAGAAGUUGUAAACUUCCAGUUUCUGCUUCUUCAGUGGAAGAAAACCAUUUAAGGUAUCUAUGUGCCAUCAUUCAUAACCUACUUUGAAAUUAAAUUAUGGCGUGUUGUCACAUGCCUUUGGUUUUACACCAUCAGAACUCAUUUUCACUCCACAAAAAGAGAUGCCUCCAAAUUCUGGAGCUGGUUUUGAACUUCUAAUCAAGUGGAAAUGGACAUGGAUUGCAAGGGGAAAGGGAGGGUCACACUGGUUCUGGAAUAUCCUUGUUAUUUAGAUAUGGCAGGCAUAGAUUUAGCCAUCCCUAGCUUGCAAAGGCAGAAGGCAAGGCCAAUCCACUUCUUGUAAGAGACAGUUCUAGGUGCAGCAUACAUGGAUAGGCACUCAGCACAAUUUAAUCCAGAAUUGGCAAUGCUGUGCAGAAUUUAAACCUCUUUCACAUUCAUCAGCUGCUUCGAAAGCCUGGCAGGUGGUGCCUGUGGAACACUGCUUUCCAGGUUCAGCGCAGGAGUAGUGGUUGGCUCUGGCAAACCUCUGCCAGUUUGAGCGAACUCUGGUGAGGUAAAGCUACAGAAAUCAAGCACAUGGGCUUAUUUUGCAGAAAUUCUGCCUCAGGUUUUGUCCAACCCUAUGCCAUCUGGAAACCAUAUUGCACAACUUGCAAUCUGGAAGCGAAUGGGUGUAUCUAGUGUUGAUGUUUAGUUACUUUUUAUGAUCACCACUUCAGCAGUAGGGAUAUACAGAAUCUAGUAUGUCAGAGGUGCUUCUUUUCCAUGUUCAGGCUUCAGGUGAUAAAGGUCUCUGUUCCGUAAGGAGGUAUAUACUAUAAAUAUUGAUCUUUGAAUUAUGGGGAAGGCUGAGAGAGCAUUUAUAUUAUUUUCUGUCUAUAUCUGAGUUGAAAUAUAUUUUAUACCAUCAUAAAUAACUCAUUUUCCAAGUGUGGAUCCUUAGUAGCCAAGUGGGUACCAUCUAUUUAGAACACGAAGGUUGGUAGGCUUGGGGAGACACCCCCAAGCAACACCCCCCCACACACAAAAAGGCUUUGGAAGAAAUCCCUAAGAGGUGGAAAACCCCAAAAGAGCCUGUGAGGACCAAGCAUGCUUAGUGGUCACAGAAUGCUGUCUAACCGUUCAAGGGUGGAAAACUGGGAGAGCGUGGGAUGCAUUGGAGUUUACUGGAAGAGGGCAUGGCUGGCUGACUGGCUGGAAAGCUUUGAUGCAGGUCUUCCUUGUUGUUUUCUAUCUGCACAAGCAUGUGAGGUAUUGUAAUCUUUAGCCCUACAUUCCAGUAGCUUGUUUCACAACAGUAUUCCAUUAGACUAAAUCAAACCACAGUAUGAUUUGAUUUUGUGACUGCUAACUUCAUUGAAUGUUCAACGUGAUAGAUCUCAUCUUCCUUGCCAUUUCUUUAAAGGAUAUUGUCAAUACGGGGAAUGAAAUAUAUAUUUUUUUGUCUCUGUUGUGUUUUGCCUGUGUCUGUAGAGGAUGUGCUGAGUAAAGAUGCUGGGGAGUGUGCAAUAUGCCUGGAAGAGCUGCAGCAAGGGGAUACAAUAGCACGAUUGCCUUGUCUAUGCAUAUAUCAUAAAGGGUAAGUACACGCGAAACAGAAUUCAGCAGCUGGGACUUGGAAUCAUAGAAUUGUGGAGUUGGCAGGGACCCAAAGGGUCAUCUAGUUCAACCCCCUGUAAGGCAGGAAGCUCAACUAAAGUAUCCAUGACAGAUGGCCAUCCAGCCUCUGCUUAGAAACCUCUAAGGAAGGCGAGUCCACAACCUCCUGGAGGAAUCUGUUCCACUUAACCAUUCUAAUAAUUCACUGAAAUAAUUUUAAUAGAUUUGCAUUUAAAAAUGAGAUUUGACAAGGUGGAAUUUCUAGAGCUUAUCCCCUCAGCAUAUUUACUUUUCCUCUUAAUUGUUUUUCUUUGGAAAUCUUACUUCAUAGUAUGCAAGGACCCUCAAAAAGACGCCUUUACUGAGGUUUUCCAAUAUAUAGCUUUUUGAUUGAUUAAUCAAUUACAAGUCUGUUAACCAUUUCUGAAUGAUUGCCCUAGUUAACACGAUACUUUCAUUAUAAAGAAAGCAUUUACUUGAAAAAAAAUAUUUCUGUUUCCGUGGAGCUGACUGAUAAGCAAACUUCUCUUUGUGUUUCAGCUGCAGUAAAGAAAUAAUUCUUCUCUCUGUCUCUCUCUCAUAGAUGCAUAGACGAAUGGUUUGAAGUAAACAGAUCUUGUCCUGAACAUCCCUCAGAUUAACGUCAGAGUUUCCUGUUUUGUGUAGGUAACUACUGUCAUAUAGGUUGCUGUCCCCAAAGACCAAUCUAUAAAGCUGAGUAGCUUUCAAUAUCUGGCUGUAGCACAACAUGAGUUCUAAUGCUCCAAUAACCUUUUGUUUCAGCUACUUUUCUUAAUGGUACAUUGGCACAAUAACUUCUGGGAUUGGACGCAGUUGUUAAAUGUAUUUGAUUCUUGCACAUGCUAGAGACUUCAGACCGUCGAUACUGUCACUGAUGAUGGGGAUGAAUGCUGAAUCCUUGCAGCCUGAACCACCUGCUUCCUACUCUUGCCAUGGGGAUUUUUGUGUCAAGAAAUUCCUGCCUUAACCCGAUAAACCACCUUUAAGUGGUGGUUUAUCACUUAAAGGCUUAAGGCCCUCAUAUUUAUGGGACCGCAUCUCCUGGUAUGCCCUGCAGAGGACCUUAAGGUCCACGAAUAACGAUAGUUUAGAGGUCCCGGGCCCUAAGGAAGUUAGACUAUCCUCCGCCAGGGCCUUUUCAGUGAUGGCUCCGACCUGGUGGAAUGCUCUGUCCCAUGAGACUAGGGCCCUACAAGAUUUAACCUCCUUUCUCUGGGCCUGUAAGACAGAGCUAUUCCGCCUAGCCUUUAAUUUGAAUUCAGCCUGAUCUUUUCCUUCUCUUCCCUCCCCCUCCUCUUUUAUGAAGAUUACCCACUCUGGGACCCCACAGCUAAUUCUCCCCUGGCCUCCUCGCUGGCCCAAGUAGGACUAAUUCAGCCAGCUAGCCCUGGUGACUAUCUAAUGUUUAUUGGACGGAUUUCCCCCAAAUUGAUUUUUGAACUUUGAAUUUUAUUGUCAUUCAUGCUUUUAUACUGUAUUUUAUGCUGCUUCUAUGUCGUAUUAUAAUUAAGUGUUUUAAAUUUGUUGUUAGCCACCCUGAGCCCGGUUUUCUGAACCGGGAAGGGCGGGGUAUAAAUAAAAAAUUAUUAUUAUUAUUAUUAAUCCAAUUCUGCUGGAGCCAUCUUACCAUUCUGGGCAGCAGUGCAGGCCCAAGACAUUUUGCUGCCUGAAGUGGCAUGUAAAUAAAUGGCGGCCCUGCUAUGGCAAACACUUUAUAAAGGCAUUAUCUGCGCCAUUCAGACACCAAUUCUUACCCUGUGUCUUCCCAGAUGUAGCACUUAGCAUCUUGGUGCCUAAUGCUUAGUAAUGACAGUGGUAGGCUGUUUUCACCAGGCAUUCAUCAAUGUGGAACAAGACAGUCUGGCAAAGACCAGCAAGCGGUGCCAUUUGAGAUGCUCUUUAAAGAGUUGUCUCUUAGCAUACUCAGUUGUGACUUGCUGGAACUAGACAUGUUACUAUUCAGUAACAUCUUUUUCAUGACUUUAUCCCCACAAGGAAAAAAUAUUGUGUGUCAUAUUUCAGGCAUAUUUUUUUAAAACUUGAAAACCACAACUGUGUUAGAGCAGGGUGGAGGGGGCAUCAAUACUUUCUAAACUUCCUAUUUUUAAAUGCCUGUUGGCAUUUGUGUCAAGUUAUUUGAGUUGGCGCACAAUACAAAUAACUCCUUUAGGCUCGCAGGUACCAGGAAGGCUUUCCUCUCUACACGCACCCUGAACAACAGCCCUCACAUGCUGUAUCAAAAAUUGCUCUUGAAGCAUGAUUAAUUUUUCAGAAAUGUUUUUUUGUGACCCACAAUGAAUGUCUGUUUAAUGGAAAUGUAUAGUGAAAAGUCUCACUGUGCCCAUAGCGUUACUCAUGUGGUCUCUUGAUUGUUAAUCACCAUAGCCUUGAUCAAAGAAGGCCCUUUCUUUUUCCUUUCUCCCCCCUCCCUUUUACUAUUUACCAGGUUUCAUCUACUAUUUCUGCAUUCUUCGGUCAUCUUAGAAACCACAAUACAGAUGUGGUGGGAGUGGGGAGGAGUUAUGGCACUGAAUGAUGGGUGCUGCCAUUUAAAAAUACUCCCUGCACCUCAAGCCUUUUCUGUUGUUAACAUGUUAAUACAGUAUUGAAAAACUAGGCAUUGUGACAAAAGGUGGCUCAAUUCACACAUAAUGCUAAGCCAAACUAUGGUUUGGCAUGAACAAGCAAGCAUGCAGGUGCAUGUUUAGAAAAUCACAGCCUCUUUGCUCUUCAGCCAGAAGCUGAACCAUGGUUUGGCUUAGCUAUACAAGCCCAGCCUUGUAGCUGGUCUUGCUCCAAACAAACCAUGAACGGUAAGCCGAGAGCUAACUCCGAUUACAGCUUGUGGUUUGCUUGGACCACGACAAACCACAAGCCUGGGCUCUCAUAUAGCACUAAGAUGGCAAUUGCAGAACCAGCAGGAGGGACAAAUUUUCUAAAUUUGCAACAACUCACUUGGGCAUAUUUGGCUUGGCAUUGCUUGCAGAGCAGGUUUCUCUCCUGCUCUCUCCUGCUUAGGUAGUCCAAGAACAAAAGAAGUUUUCACACCCAAAUGAGUUAUGGAGCUCACUACUUUUUGGCCAAGCCCACAUACAUCAUAUGGGCACUGAGAAAAUGGUGGGCAAUAGUGGGGAGAAUUUGCGUGGCUGCUUCCCUCUUAUUUCUCCUUCCUCCUGCCAUCAUGUGAAACGCAGAAGGGUUUGGCUUCCUGCUGCUCUGUACAGUGGUACCUCAGGUUACAUACGCUUCAGGUUACAUACACUUCAGGCUACAGACUCCGCUAACCCAGAAAUAGGUCCCUCCUGAACUUUGCUUCAGGAUGAGAACAGAAAUCGUGCUCCGGCGGCACGGCGGCAGCAGGAGGCCCCCUUAGCUAAAGUGGUGCUUCAGGUUAAGAACAGUUUCAGGUUAAGAACGGACCUCCGGAACAAAUUAAGUACUUAACCUGAGGUACCACUGUAUGUGGGACGGGGUAGCACAUCUUGGUGGUAAAUUAUGGGAAAUGCCAAGGAGAAAAGUAUUCCUUCUCAAAAUCCCCAAUACACCACUAUUACAGGAUAAAUACAAGUGAAUCGUUUUCUCAGUAUCAGCUGGUUCUUAUGGCUGUUUAUACACACAAGGGCAAUUUAUUUUUAAGUGGUGUCCAGAGAGACUCAUACUCUCCCCCCCCGAAAAAACCCAAAACUGCUGUUUAUAGAACACACUCCAUUUCCAAGAAAGUUAACUUCCUUCUCUGUGAAUUUCUUUCUAGUCUCUCACACUGAUCAUCACGUGUAAAGGAUUUGGCGUUUCAUCUUCAGAUGCCGACGUGAGACUGGACUUCUGUUCACUUUGUACUGGAAAGUUAAGAGGGAGAUGGAACACGACACGGGACAAGUGAUGCGAAGCUGGAAGCUCAGUGUACCGACACUCAGCUUAAAGGAGACACAGGGAUUCUUGAAAAUGCUGCACAUCCUGGAAAAGUCCUCUUCCCACAGACUUUACGGACAACAUUUUGUAUCUACAGGCCAAAGUUACUAACUUUCAUUUUAUUUUUAUUUUAUUUUUUAAAAAAGAAAACUGUCUACAGAAGCAGUUUGUUCUCAUGUUCUUUCUUGAAUGGAAGCUGUGUGCUCCGGAUCCAGAUUCUGGGACAUUGUACAAGGAAAAUGCCAUUUUGGAGUUGGAAUCCGCCCCACUCCCACUGUGUACCAGGAGCUUGGCAUUGGGGGUAAAGGCAAUCUAUGAAGUACAUACAGUUAAGCGGUGUGAACUUCCUCAUGAAAUUUUGCACCCUUUAUGCUGUUCACAUUUUUUCUGUGAAAGAAUGCAACAUUCCUUGACUUAGGAUUUUUAUUUUUAUUUUUUAAGUAAAGCUUUGCCAGAGUGCAGCCCAAAGAGCAAAAUGUAAUCAAGGCAGAUCAUUAAUUGACGUCGUUGAUCAGGCUAUAGAGUUAAUUGAAAUCCGCAUACUGUGUUCAUUUACUAAAAUUCACCUUUACUGCUUGUGGAUAUCAAUGCAGCAGCAAAACUUAAAAAAGAAAAGAGAGAGAGAGCAUAAUUUAGCAGCUAUGCAAUAUUUUUUAAAAUAAAUUAUAGGGAAAUAAGAAUUACCAUCUCAAGUGCUGCCAGUUAAGGUAAUUUAACGGGUAUUUUUUAAACAUGUUUCAGGUAGUUAUUUUCUUGUACUACUUUAAUCUCCAGGCUGUUUCUCUCUAGCUGAGUAGUCACAAAGGUGGGCAAAGUGAUACAUUUCAUGGGGAUGGGACCUGGAUUGACUUUUGUCUGUUUUUUUUAAUUAUUAUUAUUCAAGGUUGUCUCAGUGGCAGAUCAUAGUAGUUCAUGUUCAGUGCUGUUAGCCAGGCUUUUGACAGUAGCUAUAAUUCUGUACCCAAUUGCUCAUCCUUCAUCCCAUUGAUAUAAAUGGGUUUAAACAUACAUAACUGUGAGCAUUCGUUUGAAGGAACCACCUAUAUUUCUUGAACCAAUAAAACUUUACACUACUGUGGCUUACCAUAAAUUGAAAAAUGAGGGGUAUGGGAUAGGGUAGGGAAGAAGCUCACUAAGUAAAAUUGUGAGCUGUUAAGAAUAUAUCUGUUUCCACACAAAAAAGGGACCCGUUUUGGAAGCUGUUAAAAGUACCUUGUAAAGUUUGUAACAAAAGCGUUGAAUAAAGGUGAUUGAAACUUUUCACAUGUUUAUAUAGCAAAAAAUAAGAUGUAUUUCACAUUAUUUUGUUCUUAAGAAUUAAAUUAUGCUUCUGUUAAGACUCCCCCUCCCAACCAAAAAAAGUGGCAAAUGGAGAAGGGUUAAGUAGCCCACUUCUAUGUCUGCCCUGCAAAUGUCUCCCUCACCCCACCUUGCAAGGCAACCUGUCUUUGCCACCCAAUACCUACUUCUGUCAAAUGAAAGGAAGCAAUAUGGUGGUUUCUUGUAGCUUUAGGAUAUUGGAUAGAGAGAGAAAAGAGUUUUAUUAGCCUGUAGGCAGCCUGUUACUCCUUCCUGGUAUCUCAAGUUCUUUUUACCUUCUGACAGUAAAGACUUGCAUUCAUUGGCUUUAAAUUAUGUCUCCAUCUCAUGUAACAGCACUGUGUCGUACCAUUCAGGGACUUUCCCUCCCUUGAACUUAAAUCAGAUCUUUUGCUGCAGCUGCUGGGAUUCAAUGAUUUUUUUUUCAGGGAUCAUUACUGCUGGUACUAGACACUGAGGUUGGGACAAUAUAAGCAAGGCAGUAAUUUAAAUGUAAAUGUACUUGUGAUUUUCUGCACUAACUUAUCGUUCUCCACCUUUCCCAGUGUCCUGUUGGUACUUUACAUUUUUAGAUUUACGUGUAACACUGGUAUACAGGAGCUCUUAGGAGGAAGAGUUAAUCAAUAUACCUAUUCAUAUAUCAGGGAGCCAGGAUUGGCUGUGACUCUUGAGCAACCUGGAGUUUGAUUCCAUGUAAUUUGUAAAUGGCCCUGGAAUGUGAAUAUUUCAGACUGGGCACUUUUCAGUCUGGUUUCUUCACGUAUCUAUUAACUGAAGUACCUUUUUCCUUUGAGGCCUCAAAAGCUUUUAUUCUAUUCAGUCUCCUUACACACAAAAAAGCAGGUGGGUCCAGAAAUAUAUGUUUAUAUUGCUUGCUACUCCAGUACACUUAAGGAAAGAAAAGGAAGAAACCUGUCUUUUACUGUCAUUUAUUCUCUUGGCUGGUUUUGAGCCAGAGUGGGAUUUUCCAGAUACGAUUUUGCUUUGUCAAGCAGACAUGCUGGUAUGGAAAGUCCCCACUCUGCAUUGCCAAUGAGCUAAUCUCAGUGUUGAUCUUCUUGAUAGCAUAACUUGCUAUUUAUACUUCCUUGUCUUAGACUUUAAGCUUCAAAUCUCUUUCCUCCUUACUUCCUCCUUCUAAGUCAUUGCACACUGCAGUCUUGAGCCUUAUUCUGCCCUGCCUCUUUUAUUUGAGCAAACUCUUUUGUUGACCUCAAUUAGCACUCCAUUAUACAGAUCUCGCCAGAGGAGAAGCUUUUUCCAUCAUUUUGGCCCAACCACUUCCUUGUGUCCAAUAGUAGCAGCUUUCUUUAGAUGGCUCUGGCUUCUGAUCCAGCCCUGUGCAAUGAAACUGAAAAGCUCCAAAGUGCAGCCAGCCAGGUUUGGUUCUUAAGUACGGUGUUUGCUCCGUGUUCUGCUGGAUAUAUUGAAAAGACAGAAGUGCAUUGUUCUAAAUUAACUCAGUCAGGAGGCCAAAUUUGCGGUUGCAGUUCAGAAGCAGAACAAUGUAAGUUGCUGCUGUUGGAGAAUUCUCAGGCUGCUGGAAGGCAUUCUCUAGAGUACAUUGGUAUGUUUCAUGCCACAGUGGUGGAAACUGUAAAAGUAAUGCAAAGCAGUGCUGAAAACUCAAAGCUGCCCAUGUGUCCAGCAUUUAUUUGGAAAAUUGACUUGCUUUUGGUACUACUUUUUUUGUGUCUCUGAGUUGCCAAAAGGCAAGAAUCCCUAUCUGCUUGAAAGAAAUGUCAUAAAUGAUGUGCAGACUUUGCUUGCUGUCAGUCUAGUUCUUUAUAUAUGUGGCAUCUGUUUAAGUGUUUCAGAAGUUGCUUCAGCAAAGAUUUUGCUUUGCAUUCCAGCCUGCAAACAUGAAUUGCCAGAUUAGUUGGCCACAAUAUUAGUUGACUGAUUGAUGGAGGUAAAUGUUAGAUCUACUGGAACAAACGUUAAGCAGAGAUGCAGAGGGUUAAGGGUACUGUUGCUCAUUUUUGAGGCUAUUUUUGGAUCUGGAUUGUGAUGGGGGGAAAGGGAAAUAUUUUAAAGAUGACCUUCUAAUAAGUCAAGGCUUUUUAAAUGAAGUAGUUGGUUACUUUGCACUUCCCUUAAACAUCUCAAAAGAUACCCAAUACUGAAUUUUUCAUGUAUCCAGAUUCUGUGGAUUUAUCAUUCAGAAGGCAUCAAACAACUAGCAAACUGCUUGCCCUUGUUCCUACACACGGCGACAUACAGAGUGAAUCCUCAUUGAGUCCUUAAACCCCUUUUCGUUAGACAAAACAUUUGCACUUUUUCUCUUUUAAGUGUCGUCAGUGGCAAACUCUUGUUCAUGCAAGUUGCAAAAAGUGGCUCCUUCACAAAUUGUAUGGUCUGCGGUUUCAAACUAAAAACCUUCAGGGAAUCCUUUUUCUGUUGUCUUUUUUUCCCCUUUUCUUUGCCACCAAGGAGCCACUGUGCCUUGGAAAGAAUUCUGAAAUUCUAAGACAGUUCACAUGAGGUACUGGCCAGUCUCGUCAGGCCUUGCCACACCUUCUGACGAACUGAGGGAAUGUCCUCUAACACACCCAGAACUUCAUGGUAGGCCAGGAUUUAUAGUGGGUGGUAACAGUGUCUGAACAGAAAACUUCUCUGCCCAUAUCUUCUCAUUGUAGAACAUCUAACAGACUUCCCAGUAUUUUCUGCAGCAUAGCAUGCAAACCACCGGGAUAAGGGAUGCACUCAUUAAACAGGGACUGAAAUAUUUUAUUUUCAUGUAUGAAGCAAGUAUGAACCUCCCACCAUCUCCCCAGCUUUGAGAAGAUGCAAGAAUAAUUUGAAGAAUGGCGAGGGGGAAAACUAAGCAGUUAGAAGGCGCAUUUGAGCAUAGUUAAGUUGGAAGGCUAUCUUUUUACCAAGCAACGAUUCAGGACUAUCUGUACUGACCAAGAGUGUGUGCUCUUCAAACCAUUAGAUUCAUGCUAUGAAUCAGCUGUUUGGACUAACUCAUUUCCACAACACGUUAGAUGGAACUGUGAGCAGGACGCAGCUUAAUGUUUGGUAGUGGCAGUGGGCAAGAAGUCUUCCUUCCUUACCCUGCUAAUAAAACAGAAUGCAAUUAGCGACGUCUAAUGUAACACGUUUGUAACUUUUUUAACUGAGCUGUAUGGUUGGGGAAAUGAGGAUUUUUUAAAAGGUUCAUCAUGUACUUGGUCUGCCGGUAAAUGAUCAUUGAUUCCACCCCCCCUUUUUUUUAACUGAUCUAGGUUGUAUGUUUUAACAUUCCAUUUGUGUAAAAUAAUGUACAAGAAGUUAAUAAAAAAAAUUGAAGCACACUUUCCAUUAUAA
Molecule: messenger RNA, 54282 nt
Organism: Podarcis lilfordi (Lilford's wall lizard)
Lineage: Eukaryota; Metazoa; Chordata; Lepidosauria; Squamata; Lacertidae
Source: the annotation of a GenBank genome assembly